UUUUGUUUUUUUUCCUAGAGCCAAUUCCCUAGAAUGGGAGAGACUGUACAAAAAGCGAUCUCCAGGCAGUCUCCUGCACGUUUUCACCCACACUUGUAACCCGAACUGUACGUGGGAGUGAAAGCCUGAGGCUCUUGCCCUGUAAGGUAAAGUCCCGGUCUGUGAGGAGGAGGUUCAGGAGGGCAGGGCAGGCUCCGGCUGUUGUGCUUCCUACGCACAGAUUGCAGCUCAUGCAUAAUUCAGGACAGAAGAGAAAAAAAAGUUUCUGCCCAGAGACGCCUCUCCCUGUCCCUUCCUGAGAGCUGCUAGCUUCUUGACUCUGUUUAAGGCGUCCAGAAGGCGCUCAGAGCCUGUGGACCAGGGAUCUCAGACACCCCACGCAAGCAGGUUUUUUAUUGGACAUUCAUUGCCCCUGGGAGCUGAUCCAGGUCCGGGAGAGAAGACCUUUCCCUGGCUGACGUCACAAUGCACUUCAUUGGAACUUUCAGCCUAUCAACGUUCUAAUUGUUCUAGAAGACUGAUUGUUAUUAUUAGGCUCCUCAAGCAACUUUUCCUAAGUUUCCUAUUGAUUAUUUAUUAGGUUCGUUGCGCAAUCCACGCUUCCUUGGGCUCCUGUGUUGACAUCAGGAGGUCUGAUCUGUUUUAGACACAGUCUGCUGUGUUUCUGCUUGGGAAAAUGAACUCCAAUCAAGGCACAGAUCUUCCUCCACCAGGGCAUCAGUUCAUCCAUGUCACCCAGGAUUUGGACACCGAUUUGGAAGCUCUCUUUAAUUCGGUGAUGAACCCAAAGCCCAGUUCCUGGAGAAAGAAGAUUCUUCCUGAGUCCUUCUUCAUGGAACCCGAUUCUGGAUCCCAUUCUAGACAGUCCAGCACCGAUUCGGGAAGUCACCCCCCAAGGCUGGGAAUCCAGCAUUUCCGAUCUCAGUCAUCCCCUGCUUCAUUUCAACUGGGAGUAAGUACCGGGUCUGCCCCGAGUCCGGCUCAGCAGCACGCUCACCUCCGCCAGCAAUCGUAUGAUGUGACAGAUGAGCUGCCCCUGCCACCCGGCUGGGAGAUGGCAUAUACCCACACUGGGCAGAGAUACUUCUUGAAGUAAGUGGGAUUUGAAUAGAUGGGUUCCCCUCCUUUUAUCUAAAUCUGUUUUUAAGACCUGUGAUAGCUACCAGCUUUCUCUGUUACUUUUGUGGACUGCCUCUUUCCUGAUUCCCACUUUGAUAAUAUGGCUGGCUGAGCAGCAUGUGAGUUGAAGACAUAAUUUAUCACAUCCUAGCCAUCAAUACAUUAGCUUGCCCCUUUUACAGUCACUAGUUAGUGAUGGAAUGUUGUAUCCUUUGCUGUCAGAUGAGUUUACAAUAUACUAAUGCCAGUUCCAGGCAGGUUUAUCUGCAACAUGAUAAACCAUUUACCUUCCACUCAGCUCAGCAGAAAUGUGUGAUUUUCUUUUUAACUCAUUGAAUAAAAGAAGAAUUGCGUAUGGUUGUUUAACAUAUGGUAUCCCUCAGCUGUUCAUAGACCUACAAUUCUUAGUAUGCCCAACAAUCAUACUACAAGAAAGGAAGUUAAUUUGGCUGGAGUUAAGAGCAUAGUGGGAGUUGUAGUUCUAUAACAACUGCAGAACUAAAUUGACUAAAGAGUCAUAUACUUUAUUAAUCUCAAUUUUCAACCCUGUAUGUUAUGAACAAGCUAUAUAUUUAAAUCACGUCUUCGGUGAAAUUGUCAUACUUACUGUAGAUCUGUGAAACAAAUAUGCACUUACGCAAUCCUCUCGAGAUAGUUUGUGUGUAUAUAUGGAAGUGUAUGGGAACAGCUUCUUGCUGUAAAUGGUUUCAAUCUACAUUUAUAAUGGCAAUUCAGUUAUGGGAUACAUAAAGUUAGCAGCAUGCUGCCGAAAAAUAAAUAAAUUGACAGUUCUUGAAAGUGUUGUGAAUUCUUAAAACAUUAUUAUACAAUGUACAUUUAUUCAUUAAAUCAAGACAUUUGGAAAACUGACCCAGAAUUGUAAAUUGUAGACUAAAAUAGGAAAAAUAUCUGGUUUGGAGAUAUUACCUUCAAACCCCAUGUCAGUACUCCACAAUUUACAGUUUAGUAAAUAAAGGGUGAAAUGUAUGGUGGGAGUCAUGAUUUAUCAGUAUUUAUGUGAGCACGUCUUUGUAAUAAAGAGUUGUUGGAGGGCUUUAUCACAGUAUUUGCAUAACUAAGACUCCCAUUAGAAUUAUUAUUUAUAUAACGCCAGCAAAUUCCAUAGCGCUGUACAAUGGGUGGACUAACAGAUACGUAAUUGUAAUCAGACAAAUGGACGCACAGGAACAGAGGGCCCUGCCCAAUGAGCUUACAUGCUAGAGGGAUGAUGCUAUGCCAGUCUUAAAGGACCACUAUAGGCACCCGGACCACUUCAGCUCAAUGAAGUGGUCUGGGUGCCAGGUCAUUCUAGUUUUAACCCUGUACUGAGGACUGAAGAUUAAUCCAGCCUCUAGUGGCUGUCUCACUGACAGCCGCUAGAGGCGCUUCCGCGAUUCUCACUGUGAAAUUCACAGUGAGAAGAGGCUGACAUCCAUAGGAAAGCAUUGAGUAAUGCUUUCAUAUGGUCUGUUUGAAUGUGCGCCCGGCUCUUGCUGCGCAUGCGCAUACCGAGCUGACGUCGGCAGGGGGGUGACCGGCGCUGGAGUAAGGUAAGUGGCUGAAGGGGUUUUAACCUCUACAGCCCAGCGGGAGGGGGGCCUUGAGGGUGGGGGGACCUAAUGACCCUAUAGUGCCAGGAAAACGAGUUUCUUUUUCUGGCACUAUAGUCCUCCUUUAAAGGGAUACUCCAGACCCAUAAAGCACUUUAGAUAGCUGAAAAACUUUGUGUAAAGAGAGUGUGCCCUAUUUUUCAUUUUGCCAAAAGUGCAGAUUUCAAUUUAAAUUGACACUUUUAUAAAAUAACCUGGUUACACUCCUAGGCUUUGUCCUGUUACUUCCUGGUUUGGUUAACUCAGUGAAGCAAAUCUCAAGAGUCAGGCAAUUGAUCAGAGCACCUGCCUUGCAAAAACAUUUCAUUGAGCUGAAUUGGGAAGUCUUUGAUUGGACAGCCACAGAAUGUCUGGGCUUGGUUAGAAGGGAAGGGCUUGCAAAGGCAGGAGACAGAAUAACUGCAGGUUUUGCAAGUUGUUUUUAGAUUUACACCUCAAUGACAAAAAAGCAUAAUUAAUCACAUGCAAGUUUUCAUUUGGGGCAUAUCUACUAAACUGUGAUUUUUAUUUAUUUUGUAUUUGGCCAGUAAAGUGUCCCUUUAAGUUUGUGCCAUUCCUGUUAUAAAAUAAUCCUUUAUCCUUCUGAGAAAUUGAUGCAGAACCAAGUCUAGACACUUGCACUAGAUAGUUGCACUACAACAUCAUUGCUAUCUGAUGUCCUUUCAGGAACACAGAUGUCUACAUACCUGCCAAAUACAGGGACAGUGUCUGAUUUUGGCUCCUUUCAUCACUGGCCUUCUGCCUUGCUUUGGAUUUUAACUGGGAUUAAACUGUUCUUCCUGAGUCUUAUUUAUUUAUAAAACACCAGCAUAUCCUGCUCGGCCCUACCAUGUCUCAGUGUCUCUUGUGUGAAACGGGUAGACAUAACAUGCAAAGGAUUGGCGACUGCGCAACAUUACUCACUAAGGAAUAAAAAGCUAUAAUUAAAAUUGUUCAUAUACAGCAGCAAAUUUCAUGGUAUUGUUCCUUGUGCAGUGAACAAUAAAGUUACAGAGAAGUCGACGUACAGGGAGAUACACAGCAAUACUUUGGCAUAUACAGUGUAGGUGUAUAUGUAGGUGCAUAGUAUUGGAUUGCCAUGCAAGGGUUACUGGUCUAUGUUUUUUAAUUAUCUACCGUAUAUACUCGCGUAUAAGUCGACUCGAAUAUAAGUCGAGACCCCUAAUUUUACCCCAAAAAACUGGGAAAACUUAUUGACUCAAGUAUAAGACUAGGGUGGGAAAUGCAGCAGCUACUGGUAAAUUUCUAAAUAAAAUUAGAUCCCCCCAAAAUUAUAUUAAUUGAAUAUUUAUUUGCAGUGUGUUUGUAUGAAUGCAGUGUGUGUGUGAAUACAGUGAGUGUGUGUAUGAGUGCAGUGUGUGUGUUUGUAUGAGUGCUGUGUAUGAGUGCAGUGUGUGUGUGUAUGAAUGCAGUGUGUGUGUGUGUGUAUGAAUGCAGUGUGAGUGUAUGAAUGCAGUGUGUGUGUGUGAUGCAGAGUGUGUUUGUGUAUGUGAUGCAGAGCCUUGGUGGGGGGUGGGCAUUUUUAUUAUUUUUAAAAAUAUUAUUUAUUUAUUUAUUAGAUUAUUAAGAUUUUUUUUAUUGUAAUAUUUUUUUUAUUUAUUUAUUUUUUCGUCCCGCCUCCCUGCUUGUUAGCUGGCCAGGGAGGGGGCUCUCAUUCCCUGUUGGUCCAGUGGAUGGGCUGUGUAGGAGGGGGCUGGCAGCAAGCUGUAACUUACCUUUCCUGCAGCUCCUGUCAGCUCCCUUCUCCUGCGUGCCGGUCAGCUCCCUUCUCCUCCACUGCAAGUCUCGCGGUGUGAGUGCCGCGCGGAGCUCUGACCCGCGGCUCUCGCGAGACUUGCAAGGGAGCUGACAGGAGCUGCAGGAAAGGUAAGUUACAGCUCUCUGCCAGCCCCCAACAGGACCGCCGGGCUUGUAAUGAGCCCGGCGGUCCUGGUCUGUAUUAUGGCAAUGUAAGUUGCCAUAAUACAGACAGUGACUCGCGUAUAAGACGAGUUGGGGUUUUUCAGCACAAAAUAUGUGCUGAAAAACUCGACUUAUACUCGGGUAUAUACGGUAUAUAAAUGUUUUUCCUAUUGUGAUUUCAAGUUUGUGUGUUUCCCGUGUUAAUGUUUCUUGUGCUACUCAACAACAAUCUUAUAGUUCUUCCGGAAGGUUUUCUCAAAGUUUUUUCUGAAAGUUUAUUCUCUGAGCUUUGAAUGAGGUGAAUAUACAAAUAUAUUGCAAACUGUAAAGGAAAACUCCAGGCACCAUGACCACUACUGUGUGCUGUAGUAGUUAUGGUGCCACGUGCAUGCCCUAAUUAAGGAGUCAAACAGUUUACCAAUGGUUUGACUUCUUCGGUUGGUGCACAGGGCGCUUCUGCACACCUACCCUAUAAUGGAAGCUGUUUCUUAUCUCAUUGGCUGAGUGUGGUGUAUGACUUUGCUCAAUUGACACUCUCAGACCUGCAGAGCUUAGGUCAGGAGAGCUAAUGGAAUCUGCUGGUUAAAAACUACGUAUGUGGAGUGGAGCCCAGGUAAGAAGUCAAACAGUUACUAAACAGUUUGAGUUCUUACAUUGGUAUGGACACCAGCACUUCUGGCACCAUAACCACUAUAAUGUGUGGUAGUGGUUAUGGUGCUUGAACUGUUGCUUAAAGGAUGCAUGAUUACAGGGUGAUGGACUGUUAUAUCCUUCAUUGUAAUGCCGUACACCAUCAUAAAUUAUGCUUUAAUGGCACUAUGAUAUUUUGAAUGCAGCAACAUUAUAAUGUCACUCUGCUGAUGCAUACCAUUUUAAUGUCAAUAUUUUUAAAGUGAAUAGUUUAAUAAUUUGCCCAACAUGACCACUUUGAACAUAAUUAAGAAAAAGUUAGUUGUCAUCCGUUUGUUUAGUGCAUGACUACCCUAAUAAUAUUGUACAGUGUGUCUACCCAGCCCCUGCUGAGGGUCAAUUUGACUAGCGUAUUGCUGAGAAUAUCUGAAGCUUGCCAUUGCUUAGUAACCCAAGUACAGUACACUUGGGCCUACUUACUCAGCAGCAAAUGAUCUGCAAGUAGGUCUCUGUUUUCCUUUGAAAGGUCUGUGAAUGUUUACAUUAAACAGCUAAGAAAGUGAACUCUGUGGUGAGGUGAGACUGUGCAGAUACAAUGCUGCAAGUUUGAUCUCAGCUCUUUACAAUAGUAAACAAGCCACAGUAUGGCUGAGUUUUAGAACACUGACAAUUAACACUUUCCUGCCUUCCUAACCAUUUGUACAUUACAAAAAGAAAAACAAGCUAAUUGUAUGGUUAAACAAACUAAAUCUGUACAUUUUCACUCCUUAUAAGUUCGUGUGAAUUUUGUAUACUCUUAGGUUAACUGUUAGGGGUUCAUUCACUAAUCAGGAAUUCUGGUGAUUUCACAAGGGAAUUGAUAAUACUAAGCCAAGCUGGAAAAUUGGCUGGGGUUCAGAAUUGUUCAUAUUCUGCUUUUUAAAUCUCAGUUGUGUAACUCCCUUCUCAAAUUACUACAAUUCCAGGUUUAGUGAAUAGAAAUGAUAAAUUAUGGGAAGAAUCCCACCUCAUGAAGAGGGAGAGGCAUACACCACUCUUCCAGUCAGUGCAGCUAACCCCACCCUCAAGAGUCAAAACAUGGCUUCAGGGAAUGUGGUUGUGUUGUGGAGGGAGGGGGACAUGGCUGCGGGCAACAUGGAUGGACAGGGAGGGUCAACAUAAUGCUUUAAUAAUGCUAUGCAAGACUCUUAAAAUAGGUCCACCUUUUGUAAACAAAUGACAUCUGUAUGCCCAAGGGACAAGGUUUUUUCUUUUAUCAAAUAUAGUGAAUUUUAGGCUCUGAAAUACAUGCACCCUACAUGGGUAAUACUAUGUGCAUGAUGAUAUUAAAAGUAAUAUCCCAGUACUUGAUUCCCCAUAAAUGCCUAGAACAAUGCUAACCAUUAGAUUGUGUCAAAAAACUCAAAUACACUCACUUUUUAUAUUUUUCGGCAACACAAAUCCUAUCUUCAACCAUCUGAUACAAGAAAAGGGUGCUGAUAGGCUACAUGAUUUUGUUGUCAUAGUAACAUAGUAUAUAUAUAUAUAAAUCCCAAUAAUGAAGUCGGAAUUAUAAGCAAAUAAUUCCAUCAUAAACCACAAAAUCAAAGUUUGACUUGUUUAUGAAUGUCUCAGGGACCCCAUGAUGGCAUUAUUUUCCACUACUUCACAGCUGUGCUUCUCUUCUAGUACAGACCCUUUUUAAAAAAAUAUUAUUUUUAUAUAAUUUGGUUUAACAGCAGCUAAUGGUAGUGAGGACACCAACUGCAUACACUUCUACGGUAAUUUAUUGAAUGUUACUUGCUUUAUCUCCUUAUCUGGACAAGAUGUAAUUUCUUCCUGACUAUAAUGCUAUAAACAACAAUAAUCUUCUGUUCAAAUCAGCCUAUCUAUAGAUAUACAUCAUGGGAGGGCUAACAAGAGGCUAGAGGGGUAAUUACCUCUUCUGCACCAAGCUAAAAAAAAAUUCUAGCUUCUCUUUCUCUUCUUUCAAUUACACGCAUUGUGGGAGACUUAUAAAAAUGUCUCUAUUAGAAAAGGAGACAGAGUUCUGAAUGUUGAGCAAUCACUAUGGAGACCAGUAGUAUCAGAAGACACAUUCCAAUAAUUUCCAUGGUAAUUGCCCCAAAUUUAAAACAUUGACCCCUUUUCUAGUUGUUCAUGUUUUAAACCUUGACCAUUUCACAGUGCCAUCCUCAAAUGGCAGAAUAAUAGAAUUUCAAUCAUUAGUGUGUAAUUAAAGGGACAUUGUAGGCACCCAAACAACUUUAGCAAAUUGAAGUAGUCUGGGUGUUGUAACCCUUUUGCACUUAGUGCUGCAAUGUAAACCAUUGCAGUUCCAGAGAGCUGCAAUGUUUACAUUAUAGCUCUAAGUCGCUGGGGGCGCUUCCGGAAUUCAAACUGACUUUUGGUCCUUUAUCUGAUGCUGGACAUCCUCACAGACCAUUACCACGCAUUCGCAUUAGGUCUCCGCCGCCGGCUGACAUCAGCGGGGGAAGAGUGUGGGCGGAGCCUGACCCAGCGCCGAGGAACAUUGGCGCUGGAUUCAGGUAAGUGGCUGAAGGGGUUUUAACCCCUUCAGCCCCACGGGAGGGGGGUCGCGAGGGAGGGGGGCACUGUAGAGACCUAUAGUGCAAGAAAAAUGUUUGUUUUCCUGGCACUAUAGGAUCCCUUUAAUUAACUAUGGAAUAUGUAGCAAAAUAUUCUUGUGUCUAGUCUAUUGUGACUUGUCUAUCCAACCUGCUACAGUGUAACUACUGUUUUGGAAGAAUAUUGUAUUGUGUAAGCUGAUAUAUUAUCAUAUAUUUUGUUUUUUUAUGGCAUUAUUUGAAGGGUCACAAAGUCAACCCUUUUGUAAGUUGGGGAUUUUUCAGUAGCAGUUAAUGUACCAUUGUUUUCUUUACGCUGAUGUAAUUUUAGAUUGAGAUCUUUUUUUCUGUCCAUUAUGAGAAAGAAAUGCAUUUAACAAAAUAUGAAUGCUAUUAAUAAGAAAAUUAAUAUUAAUAAUAUCUUAUGCAGAUGGUGUUAAUAUACACUUGUAGAAAUUGUUACUGAAACCGUCCCACAGUACCGCAUUAGGUUAAAGGGAAACUCUCACUUUCAAGGUUUUUUAAUUUUGUGAUUUUUCAUCUUGGUUCCCUGUCAAUCAUUGUAAUAAGCUCUGCCCUUUUCUGUUAUUAAAUAUAGUUUAAGUGGAGGAGUAUAUGCUGUGUAUGUCCAGGCUCAAGGAUGUGGAUUUUAUAUCACCCGACACCCUGGACAAGCAGUUCCUGGCCCCGGGUGAACAGUUUUUCUAUACUUUUUUUUCCUGCUACGGUCAAGCGUGCGGCUGCUGGGGGGAAUGUGUUGGUGGAGUGGAAGGACUGUCUGCUGUGCCUGUAACUUAACUUGUAAUGCUUGAGUAAAAAACAGUAUACUUGCUCCAGAAAUAAUGUCUUAUACUCUGCGAGAGGAAAAAAAGAAGUAGAAUUUGACUUGGUAAUACAUGCUGUGAAUGUUAUUUUAAUUUCUGUCUCCAGGUGAUGGAUUGCUCCUAGAGCCCCAGUCUCAGACAAACAACUUGAGCCAGUUGUAUGAAGUUGAUAGGCAGAAUAGUGCCUUAGUAAUGGUCUAAUAAUCUCAGCUGUAAACAGUCCUUUGUGCUCCCAGUGUUGAAAUGGGGGGAAGGGAGGGAGAGAUAGUGUGGGGUGAAAAUCUUUGUACGCAGACUGUAAAUUCAUUAAUCACUUGGGGAAAGUUUAAGGAAAGCAAAUAAUUACACAGACAGUGUUCUUGGUCCAGCCAUUUUGUGGCCCAGGGCUGGGCUUUAUGUCUUCCAGCAGCACUUCAGUGAUUUCUAAGUUGUCUUUAAAGGAAUACUAUAGCAUUAGCACAGUGCUAAGGGAUUUGCUGGCUCUAUAUAAAUAAUAAAAUAAUAGAAAAUAUUCAUAAUUAGGAAUAUAAACAUGUAUUCCUAAUGCUAUAAUUUACUACUCACCCUUUAGAUGUAUGGGCCCCCUUUGCAAGGGUUACGAUAACUUUUUACACCUUCUAUCCUGCUGGUUACCACUUGUUACCAUACUGCUGGUCCUUCCUCUUCGGCUGAGUUUAUCAGUAUUGAUAUCUCAACCAUUCCAAUGCUCCCCCAUAGAGAAUGCAUCUCUAUGGGGAGUGUUCAAUGUCUUCACACAGAGCAUAGAGAUGCUGAAAGUAGGUCAUGUGAAAAUUGCAGGACGUUGUCCAGGAAGUCCCUUUAGUGGCUAUAUGAGUGACAGCCACUAGAGGAGACCUUUAAAAGUAGUGUUGACUACAACAGUAUCCCCUACAUUAAAGAUUAGUGGUUCUGGUCACUAUAGUGUUCAAUUAUAUAAAGUAUUUAAGUGUUGUAGAAUUGUUUAAGCAACUCGGCCUUGCUAAACAUCAUUAAAAAUCGCAUGUCAACCCAUACUAAGUCGGGCCAUUGUAUAAUAUCCGAACUUGGUAUGAGUUGUCAUGAUAAUGCAGAGAUAUUAACGUCGGCUUUAGCAUAUCACAUUAGGCCAGAAGCAGUAUGGGCACCUGACAGAGCCAGGUAAAUUUCAAACCGUUGGAUAGUAUCAGGGGACGCUUGCGGUUAGUGUCCAUUUAAGGAGGGAAGGAAGCAUUAUAGGGAACUAUAGUGCCAUGAAAAAAAAACAUUGUUUUCCUGACACUAUAGUUUCACUUUAAGACAGGUAACAUCAUUAAGAUGACUGCCAGACAUGGAGGAAUAUACCUGUGUUUGCAGGCAUCAUGGUUAAUGUUACAAUUUAGAGUACAGCUAUUCUCAUCUGUUUCCAGAUUACAUUGCCCGAUUACACCUCUUAAAAAGUUUUGUAAGAGCUUCAGGUGAGUAUAAAUAUAUAUAUGUAUAUAUAAUUGUGGGUGGCAGGUCCCCUUUAAGGGCACAGUGUUCCCUGGUCACCAUGUUGACUUGCCCUUACAAUUUAAUAUAUACACUCCCAGUGAAUGGUAUUUAUCUGUGUAGUGUAACAAGGAAAUAUCAUCCUUGCCCAAAGCACAGUUUAAUUUUAAACAACCAGGUCAGUCAGAGUGAAAAUAUUUUCUUAAAGGAACACUGUACUUCCCAAAUUAAAUACUUAAAUCACUGUUUAUUAAAUGUAGCCCAAUGAAAACACGCACACUUGUAAUUUUUUAACCAGGAAGUACCGUAUAUACCCGAGUAUAAGUCGACCCGAAUAUAAGUCGAGGCCCCUAAUUUUACCCCAAAAAACUGGGAAAACUUAUUGACUCGAGUAUAAGACUAGGUUGGGAAAUGCAGCAGCUACUGGUAAAUUUCUAAAUAACAUUAGAUCCCCCCAAAAUUAUAUUAAUUGAAUAUUUAUUUACAGUGUGUGUAUAUAAUGAAUGCAGAUUGUGUGUGUAUAUAAUGCAGUGUGUGUAUGUAUGAAUGCAGUGUGUGUGUAUAUAAUGCAGUGUGCGUAUAUAUAAUUUUUUUUUUUAAUAUUAUUACAUUUUCUUUUUUAUUAUAAUAUUAUUUACAUUUGUGGAGCUGAACGGCACGGAGGAGAAGGGAGCUGAACGGAGCUGCUGUAAAGGUAAGUAACAGCUUCCUUCCAGCCCCCAACAGGACCGUCGGGCUUGUAAUGAGCCCAGCGGUCCUGGUCUGUAUUAUGGCAAUGAAAGUUGCCAUAAUACAGACAUUGACUCGAGUAUAAGACAAGUGGGGGGUUUUCAGCACAAAAGAAUCUGGUAUUUAUCCCCCUCCUCCCUGUGUCUUACAAAAAAUAAUAACAUUAAAUGUUUUCUUACUACUGCACUCAUGCUACUUAAUUGAAAUGAAGUGGCCUGGGUGACUGUAGUGGUCCUUUUGAGGCCAUGGGUUUCUUGGGUGAUUUUUGGUCCUUUAGUCAUUUAUCUUCUAUUCUUUCUCCUUUCUAUCUAUUUAUUCAUCCAUUAACUCAUAUGACUCAGAUUUGUUGAAUAGAAAUGCAGGGAAGGGAGAGGCAUUUGUCCCAGAGUGGUCUCUCUAUAAAUACAACAAAAUUCACAUCAAGGGUCGACUGACAACUGUAAUACACAGUUGGUAAGGCUUCUCUGAUUUUAACAGCCUUAUGUUUGAUGUGGAUAUUAUCGGAAUGCAGAAAAUCUUCUCUUCAUGUUAACAAAUGCUGUUUCUACAAAGCAACGGGCUGCAAAAUGAAGGGCAGGGGUCUAUCGGUAUUUCAUGUGAUAACUUCACAUCAUGGUUUCCAUAACUUCAAUAAUGGUUGGGGAACUCUCGUUAUCGGACUACUUAUAGCUGAAACCUAUCACUCUCAAAUGUGUGUUGGUUUUUAAAAUGUAUGCCAACAUAGCUUUUUCAACUUGACUAUUAUGGCCUUCAAUUUUCCAGUGAAUUGUCAGCUUAACUCUAAACAGUGCACUGUGGAAUAUUCAAUUUAUAUUAUUGUGCAAAACAGUAAUUAAUUAAUCAUAGUGGAAUCUCUAAAGGACAGCUUUGAUUAGGUGGAUGAUUUUUCUUAUGUAGCAUAUGAAUGAUUACUACAUACUACAGGUUUUCAUUUGCUACCCAUCAGCAUGUUUAAAUAAUAUCGGUUCAGGAAAACUUGGUGGAUUUGUCAAAUCAGGAAAAGGUUUCAUAAUUUAUGUAUUAUCAUUUAUCUUACCUAUGAUAUAAGCAGGGCUCUUUGGUGUCUUUGAAGCAUUAUACUAGCCUACAGGAUAGCUAUUGUGGGCAUCACCUAAUGUAGAUUGGGUUAAGUGCUCAAACGAUAUGUUUGUUAUACUGUAUAUAUGGAGUUCAACACCUCCUUUUGCACCACAAACCUUAUCAAAUCACAAAACUGACGUGGAAUAGAUAAUAUUUGCAUAAUUAUUUUUUUAUUUAUCUAAUGGAACAUUUGCACCAUCCCACAAUCAAUAUCUUUUUCUUUUCUUUUGCCAAUGAAUGUGAUGCAAACAACAAUAAACUUGCCCGUGAAAAGCCUUAAAAAUUGAAUUUGAAGUUCAUGACUGACAUGGUCAGCAGUGUGCAUAGAGAAUCCAUUGUUUCUUGUGUUUGUCUCUUGCUUACAUUUUAAUAAUUAUUGAGUUGCUGCUGAUUAUUAACUGAGAUUAUGUUUAACAUUGGGAGAAAAAAAACUGCAUUCCUGAGCUAUGGAGGACAACAUGAUACUGGCAUUCACCGUCAUGAAUUGGCAGGACAUGUAGAGCGAUUUCUAUGGAAAGUCACUUUGCUUGGCACAUGUUAACCUUUUGAUUGCCAGAGGCACUGAAUUCACACAGGCAUCUCUUUAAAAAAAAAAAAAAAACAUUCUCACCUAUCUGGCACUGAGACUAGGGACUAUCGUGUGUGUUGUAGAUCAGAUGUAUUUGCUUAAGAACAUGGAUCUUUAUGCUAGGCAUAAUAUUAAUAUUAGAACUGAAUAUGGAUUAGAAAGAGAUCUGCAGAAUGAGGUGUACCAGUCACUUUGUCAUUGUGAUGGUUAUUAAAAGAACAUGUUAUUCAAGAGUCCUUUAUAACAAUCAUAGAAUAGGAUUUGAACACGUCAGGGGUAGUCAGUAUUUCAUUUUGCAUUCAUUCUAGCAUGCAGAGCAUGACAAAAUGUGAAAAAACAUGCAAAAUUCUGGUGGCAUGUCAUGGGAAAAGGGCUGCAGUGAAUUCUAGCAAAGGUAAGUGUUGUCAGUAUUGCUGGACAUGCAUCAUGGGAGAUGUAGUCUACAGAAUUAUAAAACUGGAACGUUUACAGACCCUAAAUCAAUGUGGUAAUGGGCUUUUUAAAAAAAAUAAAAAAUAAAAAAUUGAUGGUUUCAAAAUAGGUGUUAUGUUAUUAGAAAACAUUAAAACAUUAUGCAACAAACAUCUUUAUCAGUCUUAGAUCAUAUAUAUAUAUAUAUAUAUAUAUAUAUUCAUUAAACAGGAAGUAUUGCUAAACAAAAAAGUAGGUUGUAAAAUCUAGGCCAGAUAGAAAUUCAUAAAAAUAUGCCUGAGGUUGAACAGGACAUUCUGUGCUCCAUCUUGGCUAUUUUAGCAAACAACUUGAAUUCCUCAAGUCUCCAUCACUUGCUUUUUAGUCAGUAGACCCAUUUGACUCCAAAGUGGUCUCAAAGUUGCCUAUUACAACUGACUCAUAGUGUCUGGGUCAUUUCAAGGCAGGUAUAACUUGAACGAAAGUAGACUUGCUAUACAAGUAUAGCCAGUCAUCUAGUCACAAAACCAGCGGAUAAUGUACUCCUUAGACCGAGUUAGUGGUUUAUUUAUGGGACAUCACGCAUUUCUGAUGCCCCAACCUGAACCCCUAUACAGUGAAAAGGCUAGCUGGAGCAAUACAUUGUCUGAGGACAAACCUAAAAGGCUGCCACACUCUCCUGUGUGUACCUUCCUAGCUUCUCACUAUAUAUAUAUAUAUGUAGAAUAAUAGACUAAUGGCCUUCAACAUAUUCAGGUCUCGUACAGUUCUUGGCAGGGGCCAUGGGUGCUGCCAAGGUGUCAAGUAAUCCCUCUGGCACAGAAUCAAGUAGACUGGCUACUGUGCCCCAUGGACGCCAGGUAUGUUUUCAAACUGCCUACAGUUUGAUUACUUACCCUGUGAGGGGGCCAGGGCGCUCAUGACACCAUAACAACUACAGUGAGCUGUAGUGGUGAUGGUGCUUGUUGAUUUCCUUUUAUUGACAAUGCUGAAAUCUGAAUAUUAGCCAAAGCUGGGAUGGGGGGCAUUUUUUACUUGGAGAUGUUUUGACAAAUUGCCAAAGCAGUCCUAACAGCCUGCGAUCAUGGUAAAGUUGUCUUAUCCUACAGAGAUUUUUCAGUAUGUGAAUGUUGAUGACUGCUAGAGUUCUAUUUUGGUAUUGACAGUAAACUUGCUGUAUACUGAGGGGCCAUAACCGUCCUAGGGUAACGUGUUGUAACUUGAUUCCUGCAGCUGAAUUUACAGUCCCAGAUUGCAUUUUCUAAAGCUGCAGGGAAAUGCCUGGUUUAACAAAGUGUGCUUUGUGCUAUAAAAACAUAUUUCACCCAGAAAAGAAGAAUGCUUUUUUAGGACAUGACAUACAAAAGUGAAGUUUUAUUUUCUUUUUUCACUCUGUUUCUUUCACAUAGGAAGCCCUCAACGUGUUAUGUAGUUUAACCUGUCAAGUUGGUUUUUUAUUUAUUUACUAGAACAAAGUAUUGGUUGCAGUUCAUGUGCUCAGAGUUCAUAUUGUUACGUACUUAAGGGUUUAUGCACUAAAUAAGUGAUCAUAGAGAAUUGGAAAAAUAACAACUCUUUUUCCAUAAUUGCAAUACCCUUCUAAAACUUCCACAAUUGGCAUGAUUGUGUGUGUAUAGUGUGCAUGCACACUCCAUAUACACAUAGUUUGUUGGUAAAGCUUCUGUUUUUCUCUGUGUAUUGAAGUGUGUGUGAACUUUAUAGUUUACCAUUUCCCUUCCCCCAAGUGCCUGCUAAAGCGUUAUGAAUGACUUGACAGUCUCAGUGUUUAAGUAAUAAUUACUUACCAUCCAAUAUAGCCAAUGCAGUUAGUUGCGGAAACUGGAGUUCUGAUGCAGCACUGUUUUUGCACUGCUUAACCAAUGCAUAGGUAACAUUUUAAAAUUUUUUUUAUUAUUAGAAUAUUUAUUAAACAUUUUCAUAUAUAUAAUACAUAGACACUGCGACAUAGACACCAAUUCACAGGGAUUACUUUCUCCUAAAUACAACCAAGUAAUAAUAACAGUAUAUCCCUCAAUCAUAGACACUAAACAUUAAGAAUAAUUUACAUUUAUCAUUCAUCAGUAUCAAUACAAGACUAUGCAACCAAAGAGAAUAAUAGAAAAAAAAAAGAACAAAUUCAAAUUUCAUGAUUUUGCUAUUACAUAACGAAAAGUCAUGAUUUUAUUAAAGACACGGAAGCGAGUAUUGCAUAUCGCUUUCUUUACUGUCCACCAAUAGCAGCAAAGGAUACAAACAGAAUGAAAAAACAAUGAACAUAUAGUAGCAUAGGCCCCAGUAUAAUAGGCAACACUAACCUUCCAUUUCCCUCUUUCUGAAGAUGCGACACUAUACAUAAAGUCCAUAACAGGAACAGCAAUAUAGUCCAGAGAGAGGCCAAAAGACGUAUAAACUGCAAGCCAAGAGGAGGAUCAUCAUAUCAAUAAACAGGGAAGUAUAACUGGAUAACUUCCAACCAAACUUCAUUCGCAGGGAAAGGUCCAUACAUGUUGAAGCCAGAUACUCUGCAGGAUCGGUUUAGGCUGUGAAAACAUAAAGAACAGGAGCCCAGGGGUUAAACCAGUACUUGAGACUAACAUCAAGGCCAGACAGUGCAAGGCCUCACCAAUAUUUGCAGUGAAAGAACCAGAUAGACCCAAACUGACAUAGUUACAUAGUCAAAUCCCAUCCAACACAGGCCCCUCUUACUGUACCAAGCAAGAUAAUACUUGUCACCUAUACAGUCAAUGCGUUGAUGUGGAGUCAGGAUUCGGAGUCCAACCAGUGCCCCCUGUCGCCACACCCUCGCAAUGAGCCCCCCAGCCAUGGAGGCUCGCAUCUGAGUCAAUGGUGAACUCUGGCAUGGAGCAGGAGAUUGCCCUGCCGUUCCAAGCGGAUAGGUUGAGGAUCCACCAUCGCAGCUCGUCCUUCGUCUCGCUCUCUAGCGUCACGAGGUCCGCUCUCAGGUGAGCUAUUUUCAGGCAUUGCAGUGCGCGAUAAUGGAGCGGACCUGGGAACAUGGCCUGAAUAUAGGAUGCGAGGAGGUCGAUGAGGCGCGACAGUUGCCUCAAGGUGAGGUGUGGCCGUAUGAGAGCUCUUCGAUACUUGCGUAUCGAACGAGUCUUGGAUUUCGGAAGGCUCAGAGUGGCGGCUUCCGUAUCCACUAGGAAUCCCAAGAAUUCCAUACAAGUGGCGGGAGUCAGGCACGACUUUUCCUGGUUGUUGAUGAAACCCAGGCGAGAGAUCAUGGAGCAAUCCUGGGCCGUGAGCAGGAUGUCGUCUCAGUAUAUAAUUAGACGAAUGCCUCGACUGCGUAGCCAGGCCAUAGGUGGGCACAGCAAUUUUGUGAAGCACCAUGGUGAUGAUGACAGGCCAAAUGGAAGGCAGGUGAACCUCCAAGUCCCUGUCCGCCAACGGAAACGCAGGAGAUCUCUGGAUGCUUCGGCUAUAGGCACAGUGAGAUACGAAUCCUUGAGAUCCAGCUUUACCAACCAGUCCCCUGGAAGGAGUAGGUCUCGCAGUAGAUGGAUACCCUCCAUCUUGAAAUGGCUGUACCUCACCAUAGCAUUGAGCGGGCGCAGGCUUAUGACUGGGCGCAUUUGGCCGCCCUUCUUUUCCACUAGGAAAAUAUUGCUUACGACUCCUGUGGAGCCCGGGGGUGCCCGUUCUAUCGCUCUCUUGGUGAGGGGCACAGAUAGCUCGUCGUCGAUCGACCUGCGAUCUCGGAGGGAGAAGCAGAUCGGUCGAGGAGGAGGGAUACUUACAGGGUUCCCCACAAGGUCUAUGUGAAAACCGCAAAUAGUGCUUAGUACCCAAGGGUCGGAGGUUAUCUGUGCCCAGGCUGGGAAAAAAUGUUGGAGUCUGCCCCCAACAUAAACAUGAGAAGAAACAUGUGGUAUGGGUAAACUCACCAUAAGGUCGUCUGGAACCGGUGUUACCCCGGAAGCCUCUGGAUCGCCACGGGUGUCCGCGUGACGGAAAGAAUGGGGAGCGGGUACUCGUCUCCUGGAAGUUGGAGCGGUGCUGAAAGGAGCCUCGUCCCGAGCCACGGGACUGAAAAUAAGACCGGCCGGACAGAUGGUUCCUGGUGGAGACCCGACCGUGGAAUACUCGUCUCAUGGAGGCUUGGGCCUUGUCAAGGGCUGUAAACGCUCCCACAAAGCGUCCCAGGUCUUUAAUGAAGGAGUCGCCAAAAAGUAAACCUUGGGCGUACUUCCCAGCCUCUGUGAAGGCAAGGCUGGCCAAUUUAGGCUCUAUUUUGAAUAAAUUGGCUUUACGCCGUUCAAUAGAGAGGGAGGUAUUCACACUCCCGGCAAUACAAAUAGCCCUUUGGACCCAACCAUGGAGGUCUUUGGGGUCAACCAUAUGGUUUCCGGCUCUGGCAUCCUCCGCUAGUUCAAAAAGUUUUUCCAGUGGGCCAAAUAUGUCUAGGUGCUUAUCCUGACAGGCUUUAAGGGCAGAGUCUAGACCUUUACGUGGGUUCCAGCCCAAUUUUGACAGGAACUGGGUCAUUUUUGGGUCAACCUCAGGGGUAUCGCAGACCUUAUUUUGCACCAUAGGCCUCGGGCACUCAGCCCUCAAUUUAUUAUGUGCCGCUUUAGUGAGCGGGCGUCGUACCCAAUUUUCAAGGUUCUUGGAUACAUGGUCCGCCGGGAGCCACUCCGCCGACUUCGGAUGGUGUAGCUCUUCCGGGUCGAAGAGAGGUUCGCCCAACGGAAGAGGUGCAAAUGGCGUCAAAAUACAGGGAGAGACAGAGAAGGGUAUAAGAGACUGAAAGGAGAUAAGAGCAACCAGAGAAAAUCAAUUAUCUCACAGAGAAGGUCUGAAACCCUGGGAGGCAAUAAAUAUACAUAUAUAGUAAUGAGCAAACAUAAAUAAUAAAUGGAAAAAAGAUUCCUUAAACAAAAAACUAAAUAAUACUGAAUAUAUCAACAGAGAAUAAACAAUGGAGUAAUAAAUGACAAUAAAUAGUAAAAAUCAAGACAAUAGAUCACAGGAUAAUAAGAAAUAUGUGAGAGAAAAAAUGUGAGCUGUUUCUUAUCUUUGGAGCAGCAAAGAAAGAGGAGAAUGAAAGGAAAGUGCUGCCUCUUAUACUGGUACCUGUGCAGGGAGGGGCCUAUGUUACUGUAUGUUCAUUGUUUUUUCAUUCUGUUUGUAUCCUUUGCUGCUAUUGGUGGACAGUAAAGAAAGGGAUAUGCAAUAUGAGCCUCUGUGUCUUGUGAUAAAAUUCAUAUUGCCAGGAAGAAGGAAGAGACCUCAUGGUUCAUAGAGUAUCCAGAGUAUGGACAAUGUUUUGACAAUUACUUCAUACAGAAUAUGAAUGACACAGAGUCUGUUAAAUUUUUUCUGUAAUCAGCUCCCAACACUUAUUCCACACAUUUACUUUUUUACUUCGGUUAAAGGUAACAAAGGCAUAGGUAACAUUUCACCAAGUUGUUCAUACAAAGAGUAAUGACCGUAGUUUAGCUUAUAUUUAACCCCUUAAGGACCAAACUUCUGGAAUAAAAGGGAAUCAUGACAUGUCACAUAUGUCUUGUGUCCUUAAGGGGUUAGUGUUGUUGAUCCUGACAAUAUUGGUGCAUAGUAGGAGGUGUGACCGCUAAGUAAAUAACAGUUGUAGAAUUGAUGAAUGGCUAGAUGGAUGCCUGGUGAACUUUGAGGAAAGUAUAGGACAACAUGGUAACACAGGCUGCUUGACUCGUAGAGUAUGUACCCUUCUGCUGCAAAUCUUUUAUCUUGAAUGUUGAAUUGAUGAUCCAUUUACGAGAUCAUCUGCCCAUUACACACCUAGGUGUAAGAUCUUAGAACACGACUUGCCUAGGCUAAAACAUAACAUGGGACCCUGCCAUAUCGAAAUACAGAGGGGCUCUCCUUUGGAUGAAGAUCUUCAAACAUAUGACUACAGACUAAAUUAAGCUCUAGCAACAGAUGGACUGAUAUGUCAUAUCCCACAUCUAACGCAGGGAGUGGCCUGGUUCAUCACUUAAGCCUAAACUAACAUAGAAAGGUUACAUUGUUUUAUAACAUAUUGCAUGUUCUGCCACCAGUUUUUGUGACACAUUUCCUGUUUAACAAUUUUGAAUGUUUGAUUUGAAUCACAAGAGUCAUUAUUUAUUGAUUUAUUACUUGCAUUUAUAGAGUGCCCAUAUAUUCCAUAGCAAUGUACAGUAAGGUUAAAUCAAUAAAGUUGCUUGGUGUAUCCAACACUUGAUAUAAUAAUAAUAAUCCGCAGAAGGAUACAGGUGAAUUUGACUAGUUUCCAGGUAUGUCCAUGGAUUUUUUUGGUGUAUGUGAAUGGAGUUAUGGCACAGGUUUAUGUAUUACGAUAUCAUUACCAGUAAAAUAAUGUGGGUUUUCAGAGACACUCAUUAAUGUCAUUGUGUGAGUCAUGCUUGAAUGUCAUGAUGGCUACCCCCAAUGUUGCAAUGUUCUUUUAUUUAUAUGCAAUAGCAUGUGUUAACCUUUUUACUUGUCAUUUUCAUCAGGGCACACAUUGUAUUGGAGGAGGAGAAACCGAAACAAUGAUUUUGUUUCCUUCUUUCAGGCUCUCUUAAUGCUGACUGCCAGUUAUAAAGUGCAGAGCUUAUAACAAUGACGGACAGGGAGCCAUUCAAGUGGAGAAUAAAGAAAUGUGGAAUUCUACACUUAAUUCCAUAUUUUUUGGACUUCGGAAACAAAUGUUUGUUAAUUAUAGGGGAUUUUAACACCGGGAAAUGAUAAUAAAAUUAUUGAAAUUAACACUUUAUAUCCAAUUAAACACCACAUGGUGAGCUCUUCAUAGUUAGUAUAGAUAUAGAAACUUACCUGAUCCUCAGAUUGUUACUGUUAAUUAAAUUCCUCAGUGCUCUGUAGCUACUGCAACUUGAGGUAUGGCACCAGUGCAGCACGUACCUGGAAAUGCCAUUAGGUAGAUAUAAAUGGAAUGUAACUGUCUUAUAUUCUAAAUAAACAAAGCAAAAAAUGUCAGGACAAUGAGAGUAUACCUUUAUUAUUCACAUAUGGAUGGUUAAUGGGGCCAGGUAUAUUCAUGGUUCUGGUUCCCUUAUUAAACUCUUGGGACCUAGACGGCCCCCGAGGGUUGGUUUAUGUUUAAUCCUGCUCUGAGUCAGGGCAAAAUCUUCAAUGUUGUGUGGAAAUUUUGAAUCCUGAAAACACUCUAGUUUAGGGGUAGGCAAUCUUUUAGCAGUACUGUGCCAAAAUAAGAUUGUAAUAUCCCGUAGCGUGCUGGUCCUAUUUUUUUAAAUUGAGGUGUGUAUGAUGCCGUAUUCUGCUUGUGUUAUUUAUACUGCAGUUGCUUUGUAUUGUUGUAUUUGUGCGUAUAUGAACUGUUAUAUUGUAUAUGUUCUACAUGAGUAGUUUGUGGUAUUGUGUAGGAUACAUGUGAAUAUCGACUGUGUAAGGGGGCUGCUUGUGAAAUUGUGUUUGUGGAUAAUAUAGCACAUUGUGUGUUUGGUGGGGUGUGUAUGUGUGGGGCUGCUUGAGGUAUUGCAUGUGAGAGGCUGCUUGUGGGGUUGUGUCCGUGUAUUUAGUUUGUUAGUGGUGUUGUGUUUGUGCGGACCUUGUGUGUGUUUGUGUGUAAGCUGUUCGUAUUAUUUGUAUGAAGGGCUAUGGAUGGCUUCCCUGGGGUCCAGUGGUGACCAUGCUGGCCAGGUACAGUUCAAGGGCAGGAACUGCGAUUGCUGCUGCAGGCUGCUCUACUCCAGUGCAGAUUCCCAUUUACAAGUGCUGGGAGAAGGUGAUCUGAGAUCACUUCUUCUACAUGCUACAAUGCAUAAAAUGAAGUUUGUCCCUCACUACCUUUUCACAUUAUCAGAUAUCUGAAGUUCCACUGGGACUUCUGAUAGGCCAGAGAGGCUUGUUUGGCUCUAGCAGCCUUGAGUGCUGUGCAAAGAUACCUCGGGUGCCAUGCAUGGCACAAGUGCCAUAAGUUGCCUACCCCUUCUCUAGUUAGAUAACCAGCGAUCUCAAACAACCAUGGUAGAGUCUCUCUCAGGCUUUAAAAAUAAUUUGCAGAGUACAGCCCUAACCAAGGCUCCAACUUUCUUUCUUGCUAAAAAUUAAAACAUACAUCGACUUGUUUUAUGUGGCCUGACAAUGAAAGAGUGUAUGUGUCUUCGGGUCACUGUUGUAAUAUUGCAUUUCAUUGCAAGCUGCUUUAGACCAUUCACUGCCUGUGGACAAUUUCGCGGUUAGGCCUGACUCACUUCCUGUUUAAAUAUGUCCUGGGUAAAGUGAAAAAAAAUGUUUGUUUCACUCAAGACUUGUGGGUCUUACCCAUAGUCCUUCAGGCUUGCUUCUAGAGGUUAUUAAAGGACAAACACGUCUUUGAAACAGCAUGUGUUACAACUGAGAGUCCUAGCGUGACUAGCAGAUAUAAAUUGUAUGGAAGCAAUUAAAGCACAAGGAAAUGUCAUACUGGACAAAUUUGAAUCUAGAAACCCGUAGCUCUGAUUAAUACCUUUUCUUUCCUCCCUCUUCCCUUCUAGCUUUAUAUAAAGAAAGUCAUUUUGAAACGUCGAUUUAAUCAAUCCCAAAAGCUUUCUUAACAGCAGUGCCAGAUGUAUGGGCUUUUUCGUGAUUUAAUAUUUCAUUGAUCAUUGGAUUAAAUACUACGCCUCGGAUUGCCUUUUCCAUAGUUCAGCAAAGUCAAAUGAAAGCCAGUCAGCUUAUAUUUAAUACACUGGGAACAUUCAGAAGAAACAGUACAUUCAUAUUCUGGAUGAACAGUAUUAAAAUACCAAAGUUUGACUUGCGUUUACAAAUAGACGGUCAGAUCUGCAUCUACUAAAUUAAUGUGCACUUGUAAUAACAUGUAGAGUUUUUUACUCAAUCACCUUUAUAAAUGAAUGGCGUAUGGUUAAUGUAAAUUUGGGAAAUGUUCCUGCAACGAUUUCGAAAACCUUAUAAAAAUAUUAGAAGCCUGUAUUUUAUUUAGAGGCACUAUCUGUUUUGUUUAGAGAAAAAGCUUUGCAUGCACAAUAAAGAUGUGGGUGUAAAACAAGAUAAGCUGCUGGUGUAAAAGCAUAUUUACUAGGUCAAAAUUAAGCUUAAAGGCAUUUAAAUGUCUCCUUACUAUGCAUCAGACUUUGUGUUUGUUAUAAAAUAAAGGUUUUUUUCUUACGUGUUUUAAAGGAGCACUCUACAUUAAUAAAUGCAAUUUUUUUUAUGUAUAUGAAUAAUGCGUAGAAAAAGAAAAAGAAAAUGCAUAUUUUGUUUUUUAAAAGGGCUUUACCAAGUCCUAAAGUACUUAAAGAACUAAAAGCGCCCCAACCACCUAAUCUCAAAGUGGUCUGGUUGUAGUGGCCCUUUAGUUAUAACCAGCUUCUAGAAAAUGCAAUUUUUCCAUUGCAGGGUUCUACACAUCUCUUGUGGCUGUCUUCCUGACACCAAAAUUGUUAGAGUAAAAUUGUAGCAUUAGGAAUGCAUGUUUAUAUUAAAGCUAUGGUGUUCCUUUAACCGUGCAGUACCUGUAAAGCUGAUUUCUGCUGUAAAGUUGAUGCUUUGUUGCUCCAUGCAAAUGUCCUGGACAUUGUCCAAUCAAACGCUUCUAACAGAGAAGCAUUUGAUUGGACAACUAUCAGCCAAUCAACUCAUUUAAACUUUUCAUAAGUGAGCAGACCAAGCGUCAGCCAGGUGUAUGAGGAUUAGGAUUUGUGCUCUCAGACUGCGGACACACAACACAGGCAGCCUAAGCUAGCAGGCGCACUCAUAGUGCAGUGGCUGUCAGUGUAAAGUCUGUGAGUACGUCGUCAGCAUUCUGUGCACACAGAUAUUCAGUGCUAAAUUUGCACAAAUUGUGCAAAGACCACCUGGAACUCUAGUUGCACAAUGGUUGCUGCUUGCUUCCGGAGGUGUAGUUACACUUCUUCAAACAAAUUUAAAUCUGCAAAGUCCUUGCACCAUAACCACUAUGACAAGCAAAGUAUUAGUUGUUUAAACUUAAAGUAUCCUAUUAAGCUGUGUGCAUGUAUGUGUGUUGAUGUGCAGUAUCUAUGUAUCUUAAGGCUAUUAAAAUGCUAUAUAUGUUUAUAUCCACUACACCCCUUGAGCAAUGUACAACCACGUGUACAAAUGAACAAACAUAGUAUUUAGACUUUUUACAUGUCCUAACCACAUUUCAGCUAGAAUGGAAAUUAUGCAUAGGAUGACGGUGGCACUCUCUUUAUGAAUAAGAUUUAAAGCCAAAAAGCUGUAUUUAAGUUUAAAAACAAAUAGGAAUUACAUCAUGUCCAUCAGGUCUAUUUUUCAGUGUAUUCCUUGUGUUUUAUGUAAGUGUAUUUGAUCUGUAGCAUGUUUUGCGAGUGUGCUUGUGCCCCACUGUAUUAUCCAUAGCAUUUUGUAUUUCACCACUCACCUUAUUACUAUAUCAUUGUGCAGGUGAACACUUGCUCCUUGAUAUACUCCUUUUAUAUAUACAUACACACAAGCACAUACAGUUAUUUAGUAGCAUUUAUGGGACCUGUGGCGCAAUCCUUGGUGUCUUUUGUGUUCUCCAUAUUACCUUCUGUGAUGUUCUGUAGGGGAGUUGGGUUAUUAUUUACUGCGUUUAUGAUGUAAUGUGCAAUGUGCCUAAAUCAUAAUCACAAAACAUGUAAAGUCUACAUGACACAAUUUUCUGGAUGGAUUACUAAAACCUUCACCAUGUUUGGCCAUGUCAUUUGUACUUAUAAUAGUGUAAUAAGUGGAUAGAGGCAAGUUCCCGACCAAUGCUCUACUGCCCAUCAAUUUAUUAUUUAAAUCCAUUCAAGUACCUUUAACAUUCCAUAUGCCUUUUGAACCAGACCCAACUACAGUAUGGGAUUGUCUCGGGCUAGCUAGCUGUAAGCUGGCAGAACUAAUGGGAAUUGUAGUUCACAGUAAUGUGUUAAAAGGGCCAGGUUUAUUGCAGCCAGGGUAUAUUUAUCUUUUAACUUGUUCCAGGGAGGUUUUAUGUGUACGGGAAAGAAAACAAGACCAGCAAUAAUUAAAUGUGCAUUCUUUUGUGAAGCUGUAAGUGCUGUGUCGGAGUCUACUACAAAAGAUGGGCUGUUUUCCAGCUUGAAUUGGAUCCGUUUAUUCUCCUGAUUUUCUUUGUAUUGGAUCAGUCAUACAUUUCUAGAGGUUGAAAGCUAAGAAACAAUAAAUAAAAUACCAAAUGGAGGUUGUUUUGUGCUUAUUUAAUGCAGAGAACCAAUAUUUAGCACAGGGUAUUAUGGGAUUCUCACACAGCAGCAUUAUGGGAAAGAGGAAUGCCUGGUACCCAUUUAAUGGAGAAUUCUUACCAAAAACAAUGGCUUGUGUUGUGAUUUUAGGGCAGCGAUGUAGAAUGCAUGUUUCAUAAUGCGCUACAGUUCUGUUCAUAGGCACACCUAUUCUCAUUUAGACAUGUUAUUAAAGAGGUACAGACAACCUUCCAAAUGUAGCAAAAAAAAAUGACCUACUUUUAUAUCUGUUACUAAACAACAUGCCUUUACAUGUCUGUGUUUAUGAUUAUUCUUGGGUGGCACACAUAAGUCAACCAAACUUGAUUUGACAAAGCCCUGUUUAAGAAAUUAAAAAUAUUGAAAAUGUUUUUUUUUAUUUUUAUUAUUAAUCUCAGAUGAGAAUGUAAUUCCUUAAACAUUGAAUCACUUUAAACACAUCUGAUAUAAACUGUGCUAGUACGUACCACUACAUUCUUUCUGUUUUCAAAUUGUGUGUAAAACAAAAAAAAACAAAAAUAACAAAUUUGUUAUGUUUGUAAUGCAUACCGACUGAGAUAAAAAGCAACGAGUAGCACAAAUACCCUUAUUAGAAGCGUUGUCAGCAUCCACCACCACAGGGGUUAGAUCAUAAACCUACUUUCUGCCGAGAGACAUUAUUUCAGUUGCUUGCCAUUCAGCCACCUUUCAGGAAGUAAAUUGAAAAAUAUGUUGCAGACCUUAAAAAAAAAAAAAAAAAAGAUACCUUAUAAAAUACUGUACCGAAAGCAUAUGGUACCAAACAGACUCUAUUAAAUCUUUCCCCAUACCCCUUCCACAUGCUGGCGUUGCGGAGCGGAAGAGGGUACCACAUUACACGUAUAAUGGCAAUGUAUGGGCCUCCAAACCUGGAAAGUCCCCCACUUUGUAUACACCAAACUAAACCAGUACCUUUACUCUUUUUGCCUCAGACCUAUCUACUAUUAAUCUUACCUAAUUACCUACCACAACAUGUUUUAUUACUUAUUAUGAACAUAGCUCCCAACGACACGUAGCUGGAGCUUGGAAAACGAUACUGAUGAUACCAGCCCUAUAACGAGAAAUAGUUAUACAAUGCUUCUAUGAGCAACCUUUCCCAUCUAUAAUUUUGCGCUCACAGACUCUCUUAAGAACAAGGACACUGUGGGACACAUGGAAAUCGGGAGCUAGUGAUAUCUGUGUAUGGUAUAGAUGCAUUUUAACACCAUUGGCCUUCUGUUUAACCUGUACACAGUUGUAACAGUUACUAGUAGCCAAUGUAUCACUGCUAAGUCUCACUGAAUGCCAAUGUGACCUCUUCAUCUGACAAACUAACAUGCGGAGAGUUAACUCUAUCUUAAACACUGUACGUACUUGAUCCUUAUGCUAAAUAUGUGUGCUGCCCACCCAUCCUGUUUUCUGUACCCCUCUCCAUUUGUUUUGAAAAUCAAUAAACUCCUCAAAUAGAAACAAAAUUGAUAGGGUCAUGGUAAAUAAAAAGGGAGUGACAAAGGGUAUGACAAAGUAGAACAUUUUAUGUUUUAUUGAAUCCCAAGUUUCCAUGUUCUCACAGACUUAAAGCAGGGUUUUUGAACCCAGAAGAAUGAUAAUAUUGUUAGACUACAUCUUUAGUUGUCCAACUUUGAGAAAAGUGACAUUGAAACUGUUUGCAUGCCCAUGAUAUUUGGUAAAUAUGUUAUGGAUGUUUUGUUUGAUAAAUUCUUGAAAUGUUAUACAACUUAAAUAAUGAUAGAUGUAUCAGAUACAGAAUACUACAGAAUGAGUGAGCUAUGCAUAACACGUUGGUAAUAAGUGCAGUCCUCUUCAACAAUAACUGGGACCUUGCUUGUUCUGGGGAAGGUUUUCAGCAAUUCUUAUAUGAAGGUCUAGUGAACAUCACAAUUAUUAGAUUUAUAAAUAGGUUAAUGAUAUAUUGAGCUCUCCAAAGCAAAACUACAAACAGGAUUCCAUAUAGUCUUCUGACCGUUGUCUGUUCUUUGACAUCAUGUGGCUUUAAGUCAGACCUGAUUUAUCAAGCAGUCUUAGGCAUCUUAGUGUGUCUGGCAGAGAAUUCUGAAACAUGUUGUGUAUGAACAUUUUAUACUAAAUGACAGGAAAUUUAGAAGUGAGACUGUAGGGACAUGAUCUAUACACAAAAACCUCUUUGGUUGGUUUUGCGACUACAUUGUCGUUAUAAUUUUUACACACCUUUGCUCUAGUCUGGAUAAUUAGAUUGUAUAUCAAACUCCACAACUUUCAGCAUUAGUUUAUCACUAAGUUUAUAAUACUCUUUUUUUGAUGCAUGCAUAGUUUUCACAAUUCGAUAAUAAACAAUUUUAGAGAUGCAUGCCAAACUGCAUUUAUUUUAAUUAUCUUGCUUUAUUUUAGACUAGUUUUUAAAACAUAUAUAUAUAUAUAUAUAUAUAUAUAUAUAUAUAUAGAUAUGUCUCUCCCACUGAAUGUUAAAUAUACUUGAUUACCUCAUUUAAAUAACUAAAUAUCAAGUAAGGAGGCGGGAGAAAACGCCCCAGUAUUAAGCGACAAUGAACUCGUGCCAGUCUCUGUGCGGGAGCUAAACCAGCACCUCCGCGGUCUAUCCAAAGAAGAUAUCAUCCCUCUGAAGCAGCGUCGGCGUGCACUAAAAAGCCGCGGUUACGCUGCCAGCUGCAGAGUAAAAUGAGUCACUUUGGAAGAAGACUGUCCAGCCAACCCAAUUUCACACUUUUAAUGCUCUCCUUUGCCCUGUUGCUCCUCCUCAUCCUACCGCCUUGUCCGCUUCAAAAUUUGCAACUCACUUCACUAAGAUGAUUUCUUUAAUGAGGAAAGAGAUCUCUAACCUCUCUCUCUCUCUCCCCUUCCAAUAUAUCACCCAACCCCACUGCCUUCUCUGUUCUAUGCUCAUUCGCACCUACUACAAUGGAAGAGGUUUCUGCUCUGCUCCGGUCCUCCUGCCCCACCGCCUGUUCCCUCGAUCCUAUUCACUCAUAUCUAAUCCGCCAUCUGUUUCCCUCUCUUGCUCUUCUUAUUACUAAAAUUUUCAAUCUCUCCCUUUCCUCCGGCACAUUUCCUUCACCCUUCAAGCAUGUAACCAUAACGCCGAUUCUGAAAAAGCCCAAUCUUGAGCCCAACUCCCCAUCCAACCACCUCCCUAUAUCGCUACUGCCAAGAUCCUUGAGAGAGUUGUGUAUGCGAGAUUGGCAGACUUUCUUUGAAUCCAACUCUGUGCUUGACCCGCUUCAGUCUGGAUUCUGCGCUCGUCACUCUGUUGAAACAGCUGUGACCAAAGUAUCCAACAAUUUAAUCGCUGCUAAAUCCUGCAGCCAUUAUUCUAAUUCUCCUUGAUCUUUCUACUGCCUUUAAUACUGUUGAUCAUCAACAGCUUUUUAUCAUUCUCCGUAAUCUCGGUCUACAAGAUAUUGCUCUUUCCUGGUGCUCCUCCUACCUCUCCCAGCGCUCUUUCAGUGUUUCUUUCUCUGGUUCUGCCUCUUUUACCCAACCCCUCUCUGUUGGUGUUUCCCAAGGUUCUGUCUUUGGUCCCCUACUGUUCUCUGUCUAUACUGCCUCCCUUGGUAAACUCAUCAGCUCGUUUGGCUUUCUUGUAUCAUUUAUAUGAGAUGACAUACAAAUCUACCUGUCCUCUCCUGAUCUCUCACCCAUCUUGACUCCUGUCUAUGACUGCCUCUCUGCGAUUUCCAACUGGAUGGCUGCUCACUUCCUUAAACUCAACCUGUCCAAAACAGAGCUUCUGGUCUUCCCUCCCUCAAGUGUUGCUACUCCCGUGUCUCCCUUCAUCCAAGUCAACGGCGCCACCGUCACCUCUACGUUGUAAGCUCGCUGCCUAGGUGUUCUCUUUGACUCUGACCUCUCCUUCACCCAUCAUGUACAGUCGAUUGCCAAAAUCUGCCGCUUCCAUCUCAAAAACAUAGCUCGCAUCCGCCCUUAUUUAAAACACCAGACACCACUAAGGUGCUGGUCCAUGCUCUUGUUCUUUCUCACCUUGACUACUGCAAUCCCCUUCUCAGUGGUCUUACAUGCUCCCAGAUUGCACUGCUGCAAUCUAUAACAAAUGCACAUUUUCUGUGGAACUUUCUUCCCUUCUCCAUUAGACUUUCACCCUGUUUCCACUUCAAAAAAAUCUUUGAAAACAUACUUCUUCAGGAAAGCAUAUCAUAUAAACUGUUAGUGGGUUUAGAUCCCCCCCCAUGACUCUUCUCCUGCAACUGUCAAUAAUAACCUACUAAGUUCUCAGUGAAUACUUUUCUAGCAACCUAUUUCAUUACCCCUACUUAAUACCCUUUGUGUCACUAUAACCCACUGCCUCUAGCAUGUAAGCUCAUUGAGCAAGGCCUUCAACCCCUCUGUUCCUGUGCGUCGAUUUGUCUGGUUACAAUUAUGUGUCUGUUAGUCCACUCAUUGUACAGCGCUACGGAAUUUGCUGGCGCUAUAUAAAUAAUAAAAUAAUAAUAAAUAAAUGAAGAUUGUGUGAACAUUUUGAAAAUGCUCAGUUAUGUUUACUUACAAAGUUCUUUAUCUCCUGUUGAACCAGAAGCAUGUUUAUUCCUGCCUGAGGGCAAUUUUGAUAGUCUCUGGUGGGGGAGAAUGCUGUUUAAUGUAAAGGAACAAAGUGGCCUCUAUUGUAAUGUUAGAAAAGGAUGUCCCUGCCCCCACCACCUCUAUAAGCUAGUAAGAAUGGAGCAGACCUUUUUUGUUUUACCAUUAUGAGACAGAGAAACAGUCUCCACUUUCAAAUUAUCUGUCCCUCUCCCUCUUUAUGAUGUUUUUGCAUCAACAGAUCUUUCCUUCUCUCUGUCCCUCUAUCUUUAUGACUGUUUGUUGACAUACAGUACUAUAUAAUAGCUUCAAAGCAACCUGCUUAUCUAUAUAGUACUCUACCAGUUGUAAACAAUACUGUAAGAUAAGGAAGCCCCUCUUUUCUAGUGCAAGAACUGUGUACAUGACUCACCAAGUUACUGGCAUUUAGAUCAAUUACAGACCCUUUCAUCACAUUUAUUAAGUUUUGACAAAUAUAUCAUCACAGUGUAGGCUGAUGGUAUUAAAUAAUUGUACCUGGAAUACCCUCAAGGCAAACAGAUGAUCCAAAAACCAUCUUCAGCAUUGCGAGUUUGCUGGCUUUAAGUCAUGAUACACUGCUAAACAUAUUCUUGGAUAAAACCUGCCUGUUUUUCGUGACGGCUGAUGAAAACAGGCGUCUUUUUGCAUGAUGCGCAAUAGAUGAUAUGACACCAUAUUGCACAUUCGUGUGUUUGUAUAUGUUUGCAUGUUUAAAGAAGUGCUUGUUUCCAUAAUAUAGAGAGUUACAUGUGUUUCUGUAUAACAGGUGUGCAUAUUCCUACCUAAAAAGGCGCUUGUAUGUGUUCAUGUAUGAAGACUUGUGCCUUUCGUAUGCGGAAAGAUAGAUAUAAAAACUUAUAUACAGACAAAUGUGUAACAACGAAUAAUUACGUAUACAACAUUUCCUUACAUUCCUACAUGUUUUUCCAAUUAUGUGUGCAAUAUCUAUCAUCAAGGACUUGAACAACAUCACUUGCUAUAGAAAACUUGUUUACUCAACAUAAAUUGUGAUAACGUCAAUAUUUGAGUAUUUAUUUAUUCAUGCAUUUAGACUGGAAGAAAGGAGAUUUAGUCUAAGACAAAGGAAAGGGUUUUUUACACUAAGAACAAUAAGCAUGUGGAAUUCUCUGCCUGAAGAGGUGGUUUUAUCAGAGUCUGUACAGGUGUUUAGACAAAAUUGGAAAACACUGGGGUGGGGGUUGCCUUUUUUGGAGUUAACAGCAAAGAUGUGAGAAAGGCUGAACUUGACGCAUCUAUUUUCUCCUAUGUAACUACUUAAAGGAUCACUAUAGGGUCAGGAACACAAACCUGUAUCCCUGACCCUAUAGUGUUAAAACCACCAUCUAGCCUCCAUGGGCCCCUCAUGCCUCCAUAAAUAUAGCAAAUCUUACUGUAUUGAAGCCAGAAGCUGUAGCUCUGCAUGCUGUUUGCCUCAAAAAAACAAAACAAAACAAGCAGUCUGCUGACAUCAUCAGAAGUGGUAGCCUGAUCCAAUUACAAUGCUUCUUCAUAGGAUUGGCUGAGACUGACAAGGAGGCAGAUCAGGGGCAGAGCCAGCAUGAUUCAAACACAGCCCUGGCCAAUCAGCAUCUCCUCAUAUAGAUGAAUUGAAUCAAUGAAUCUCUAUGAGGAAAGUUCAGUGUCUGCAUGCAGAGGGUGGAGAUACUGAAUGUUUGGAUGCAUUUUAGGCAGCCAUGACCCAGGAAGGAUCUCUAACAGCUAUCUGAGGAGUGGCCAGUGAAGUUAUUACUAGGCUGUAAUGUAAACACUGCAUUUUCUCUGAAAGGCAGUGUUUGCAGCAAAAAGCCUGAAGGUAAUGAUUCUACUCACCAGAACAAAUACAAUAAGCUGUAGUUGUUCUGGUGACUAUAGUGUGCCUUUAACUGUUCAUAUGUAGUGUUUUACAAUUUAUGCAAAAACCAUUGGUAAUUAUACAAACGGGAUAAAUAAUUGACACACUUGUAACAUUUGGGAAAUUAUUGGUGGUCACUCCUUCACAGUUGAUAUGUAAUGACAAAAAUAGGAAUACAGUGGGGAGAAUGAUAGUGUAGUAUAUCCUGUAGAUCUGGGCUGAAGCAAGAAUCACACAUACGUCUAAGUCUUAAUUUCUUUCUUUCUUCACUAUCAUCCUCCCUUCUGUGUUCCGAUUGAUAUCGUUUUAUAUCAGCUAAAUUAAGAACUGUGAGGAUCCAACCACCACUUCUUCCGCAGGUCUCCACUAUCAGCCAGAAUAGAAAGAUCCCUGGCCUGUUACCUCCAGUGUACUUUCCUGCGUCGGACCAUUUGUAUUGUAUAUUUCUACACUUUUACAUUUGCCUGUGUAACUCGACAUGCUGUUUAAUACCCUGUACAGUUAUACCAACUUUGUUUUUCAUGACUUUGUGUUGAAAACGUGUUUACUAAGCAGGAAGUGUUUGCUCUUCUUUUUCUAAUAAUCCAGGAAAGGAAAGCAGAUUAGCCAUAUUUAUUUGCAGGAAACUUAAACUCUGUAUUGAGCAGGGCAGUUUGUUAAAGAACAAGAGGUACUAGUUGUAUAGGGGAAGCUUCUUUAGAUAAGACUUGUUACAAUAACAGGUGCUGUGCUUCUGAUAAUCUGGGAAGUUCUCAACAUUCGAAGUUCAAAAAGAUGUUUUAGCAGCAUGAAUCGUUUAUGUUCACAUUAUGAGCUGAUCCUAAUCCAUGUCUCAGUGUGGCAUAAAAUGUACCAGAUGCUCUCAUGAAAUGGUCUGAUGUAGCCCAGGUUUUCAUCACCGCGGUCUAUAAAUAAGGGCUUCUCUCUCCUUUUUUGAUCUUUAGAAGUAUUUUUAGCCUACAUAAAAAAAACUGUGAAAACUUGCACGGAAGGAUAGCUCUCUCACUGCUUUAUAUCAGUUCUCUAUAAAGUGGAACGGCGCUUAUCAUAAUAGACAAUUUAAUUGGAGAUAACAGGUUUUUGGGUUGCCACAAGUAUUUAAAAGAGAAGCCCUGGUGUGUAUUUGCUCCCGCCUUUCAUUGACUACAUUUACCAUGAUGCACUCCUUUGGCACUCCAACUCUUUAUAUCUGCACACGUGUAUUAUGCAAACACAAACAUGCACAUAUUAACAUUUUAACUCCUGUUUAAGUACAUCCCCUCAUUCUUAGUUAUCCUAACCAGCCUUAGGUGCUUACGUAUUGUGCCUUUUUAGUUAUUUUAUUUUGAAACUGUCACAAUGGGAAGAAAUUUAUUAAAUGCACACCUGAUCAUUCCAUAUGGUAAUGUAGCUUCAUCAAUAUUAUUUUUGGGUAUACAUUACAUUUCAGUGUGCUUCAAAGCUUCCUGUUUUUCCUAGGAAAAUGAAUCAGUCCUCUGCUUAUUUAAGAUAAAACUGGCAAUUAUAUUGUUCUUUCGGAACUUAAUUUGGCAAGAAGUGGAUGGACUCAUGAGUCAAUAUCCUGUGCUAGUUUCAAUGUAGUUUGUGCCCAAAAUGCAACUACACACCAUAAAUUUGCGUAAUGCUUAAUGUGCACUUUUCUAUAAAAUGCAUUUAGUGUGUGCUUACUAUUCUGGUUUGUGGGACCCUGAAAUCCUCCUGAAAAGGACUCUCAGUUCUGACAGUACUUUUGAAUUGCAAUAAUUUGUGUUAAUUUUAGUGCUCUGUCACCUACGUCUGUGGAGUUGGGAGCGCCACCCUACUAAAGGCCUGCUCAUUGGUUGAUGACAUUGCUGAGCGCUCUCAGCUAAUGAGCAAAGCCCUGCACUGCUGGACUUAGCUUAAUGCUGGACCUUCCAGAGGCACAAAAAUUGAAUAGGGUGAAUUGUCAGAAAUUCUAAAUUACUUUAAAAUGAAUUUCAAGCUUUAAGACAAAAUAAGUAAAAAAAAAAAAAAAAAAUCUAUUUUUUUACAGUAAAUUAAUGGUCACUUACUUUUUAUGUAAAAUAUGAUCAAACAAGGCAGGAGUUUUGUAAUAUAAUAAUAAUAAUAAAAAAACAGUCCUACUUUAUAUAAAUGUAUAAAGAUUUUAUAUUCAUUUUUAUUUUGCUAUAUCCAAACUACAUAAAAAAAAAAGUUUACAUUAUUUUUCUUUUUUAUUUGACACACAAUUCAACCAUAAAAAACAAAUCGGAAGAAAAUAUAUUAUAAAUACUGCAAUUCGUGCGGUUUCUAAGUUUAGAACCUACAGUUUGGCAACACUAGUUUCUCUGAACUAGCCAAUAAUGAAUUUGUUUUUAGAUAUGAAUGAUUAAACUAUGUUGCAUGCUCAGCUUUUAACACUGAUGUGCUGAUAGUUAAGAUGUAAUAUAGAAUAGACGGUAGUACUUCUUACUAGCCCAGCCUAAAUCCCUCGUGCAGUUUCAAUUUCCUCAGGUUUAGGCCUCACUAGAAAACGCAGACACAGUCUGGGGCUAUUUACAAUUUCUUUUUUAAGACAUUCCUACAAGGUGAAUCUAUUACAGACUGGGACAGUCAUUUAAAUAAUACUACAAUUUAAAAGCUAUAAUUCAUUGCUGUAUACAGUGGAUUCUUGUGAUCUUUAUGGUAAUGAGAAUAGAUAAUGUCUGUGUAUCUUACAUUUCUUCAGAUUGAGGUCUGCAUAAAAAAAAUAAAAAAUAGUGCAGUCCUAUAAAGUGAGGUUUGUUACCAGUAAACUCCAGCAGACAUACUUUCUUUAUCUUGGACAGGGAGCAGUUGGGGCAAAAACUGUUUUUUGAAAGCAGAUCUUGCUUUUUCAUGUGUUUUUCAUGGCAAUAAACCAUUUUUUCCAGCCGUUUGCAAACAGUGUCUGUCUAGCAGGAUUUCCUGGAUACAGCAGACAGUGGAAUAGCAGAGGGCCAAGUUUUUGAACUUUUAGUGAUUAAACCCGGUUAUUGACGCGGCUCAUUUCUUUAUGGGAUAUGAUCAGAUUAUUAUAAGUGGAUAAGAUGACAAUAAGAAAAUCUCUUUAUUAAAGAGCGAUUGCAAAACAGACAUCAAUAAAAAGACACAGGCUUUAUGGUAAUUCAAACAUCAUAUUGCAAAACAGUUUAUUGUGUCUAAAGCACCAACAUAUUCAAUAGCAUUGAACAAUGAGUGCACAUGGGAUACAGGUAAUUGUGACAAAACAAGUUCCGCAUAGGGGAAGAAGAGGUGAUGAGGGCUGAGUUUAUAGACUUAAGAAAAAAGGUACAUAAUUGCAGUAAAGGUAAAAGGUAACAUUCCAGGUUUCCAGAUGAAGAUUGCCAACUGUGCUAGCAAUAUUAGUUAGGGAAGAUUAAUUGAUUAGGUUGCUAGGAGCAUUUAUCAUAUUCAGAAAUGAUGCAAAUGUUUUAACGUACAAUGAGAGUAGAGAAUGAGGUGAAAUAGGAUUAGUCAAGCAGUAGAGGGGUGUUGGUUAGGGUGGUGUGCAGUUCUACAAAAUAAAUUAUUAGCAUUGUUCUUGUUACCUUGUAACUGUUUUGCAAAUAUUUACUAUAGCAUGGAUUAACAUGCGUUUUGUGUAAAAAAAAAAAAAAAGCUAAAUAUGAAUAGAUAAAAUAAAUUACUGCCAUCUGUUUACUAUCUUAGUAAAAUCAACCAAUGCAAUUUUUUUUUUUAAAUUCAUUUAUUGUGACAUUUCUAAGGAAGCCACUUGCCUAUCAUUCCCACUCCCUGACAGCAAUCUUUACACACCUUGUUUAGGACUGCCUGUUAUCUCAGCCACUGCUAAAAGUGUGAUGACAAAGUCUGUAUUGUAUUUAUUGUUGCCGCCAUUACCUGAAAUAUCUGCAAAGGGAAUUGUACAUAGUUUGUAAACUAUAUUAAAAUAUGAAAGGUACAUGGGGCAUGCACAUACCUUAAUUUGUAAUUGUAAUGGAAAUUAACACAAGGUGUUGUUUAUUUUUAAAGAGCUAUUUUCACUAAAAUCAAUCUUUUGUCACCAUAAACAAAAAAACACAUUCUCCCCCUCCCCUCUUUUUUUUCCAGUAGUAGAAUUUAUUUUUGCAUAAACUUCUUUUGCUGUUAAGUAAAUUUGCUCUUUCCCCCCUCUUCACUGUCAUUAGGUAUAAAGUCUUAUUUGUGCUGACAUAACCGAUCACUGUGUAGCAAAUAACUAUCAUGUUUGUGUUUUUGUGCAGUGUGGGCUAACUUUUGGCGCUGCCUAUUUUGAGGACAGCCUUUCUUGUGAUCCCCAGAAAGCCGGGCAUCAUGGGAGAUGUAGUUAUCCUAGCUGCGUUUCCAAAGAUUACCUAUUGCUAAAAGUGAAUGGGAGCGUUUUUUUAAUUUUUUUUUUAUUUCAUAGACAUAGUAAAAAUGUGUAGCAGGCUGCCAUGGCUACUAAAAUGGUUCUUUGGCAUCCAAUUCUUUCUUCUGUAUCACAUUUCCUGAUGGUGUUUUCUUUACAAGAUCGUAACUCAAGUUCAUUACUGAAAAACAAGUUACUUGCUUAACUCUGAACUGAUUUGUUGUUGUGUGCGUUUGUGCAUUGCUGCUGGUGUGCUGCGGCCUAUUUAUUACUAUUGAAAAUCAGGAUUAGCUUUUUAGUGACAGACAGUUGAAUGAUUUGCAGCCUGCACAGCACCUCUUGAAUCCUGCAGUGAAGUAUUUAUAUUUAAAAAAAUUUUUAAAGCUGUGAAAUGAAUUACUGUUGCUGUAGUGCGAAGACCUGCACAAAUGCAUCUGGAGCUAUCGUGUUAAUUUUCCACAGAAAUAACUGGCUCUGUCAAAUAGCUGAACUCUGAAAGACCUCUUAUAUUAUCUACUGGAAACUCUGACUACAGGGAGAAAUCAGUUUGUCACCAAUUUGGAAAUAGUACUUCUACAGGCAACAUGAAUGCAACCAGGGUAUCUCUCACUAGACACUUGGCCACUCAGUUAACCUCAUAUGUGCUGAAGGAAAAUGAAAGCCAAUAUAAAACCAUAACCAAAAAUCACAAUACUAUGAUAUAUGCCCACUUGCUUUAAAGGAACACUGUUCUCAAUAGUUCGGAAGAGGUCAUGUGCAGCUAAACAAUAAUCUCAAGUUUUUCUUCUAAACAACAAAGUCAGCUCUAUAAAUCUGUGUUUGUUUUCUUCCAUAUACAAGCUUUAGAAUAUGUUAAUAAUAUUAAGGGUCAAUGCAACUAUUCCCUAAUCCUAAAUCGCUAAAAUGGAAACCAUUAAGUUGGGUUAGAUAGUAAUAUCUUUUAAUUAUCUGACAUUUUGUCUAAUAUCAAGAGUGCAUAUGCAUAGUUAAAGUGUUUUAAACUGUCUAUGUAGAAAAUAAAAGAGCUAUGUAUUAUAUGUUGUGCUAACAAAUCAGUGUUAGAUGUAGUAAUUAAAAGGUAUUAUGUGAUAUUUACUGUAUCAUAAAAACCAAAUGUAGUGACAUUUUGAGAGCAUUUUUCACAAGCUUGCAAUCUGAUGAACAUUGCCCCUGGGUAUGCCCCUGAGCAUGUAUAUAUGCAGACUGGUCUAAUCAGAAUAUAAUUCUUUAAAAGCACUGACUUUAUGGCAACAAGAUUCCACCAAGUCGAGCCAUCAAGGAAAUUUGCAUCCAUCUAUCCAUCCAUCCAUCUAUCUAUCCAUGUUUUUCCAAUAAUAUUGUAAUAUUGUUCAAGAACUGCAAGCUGGUUCAUCAAAGGAAACUCGUUGCAAUAUCAUUAUUAGCCUGAUGAAUACAUUUAUACAAAUGAGUCCCAGACAUUCUGGUCUGUUUUCCAUAGGGAAAUUGUCUGUUUCAACCACUUUCUUUUUAUUCUUUCUCUGGGCUCCUUCCAGAUCUUAAAUGUUAAAUUACCAAUAGAAAUCAAAGGGGGUUUUGUUUCCAUUUAUGUCAUUGCUUACAGUGUUAGGUCUGGAGCAUUCUGUAUACUAACAAUGAACUCAGUCAAUAGAAAGGGCUUUAGCUAGAUGUCUUUAACUCUUCUGUAAGAAGUGGACUUUGAACCUUAACCCUUUAAAUACGAGGAGCUGAACAAAGCCUUUUACCUUUGAGAAAUGUAAAAUAUAUUAGCAUUAAUAACUGAUCUAUAAUGUUCUGUCUUUCUGGUAGUAUUUCAUGACAUUUAACAAAGUAAUCAAAAUCCAAAGUUUUAAAACCUUUUUAGAAACAUAGAAACAUAGACUGUGACUGCAGAUAAGAACCAUUCGGCCCAUCUAGUCUGCCCAAUUUUCUAAAUACUUUCAUUAGUCCCUAGUCUUAUCUUAUAGUUAUAGUUUUUUAAACUUUCAAAGUCAUAAAAGCUUAUUGUUUAAAAAAACAGGCCUAAAUUGUGAUUUCAUUGUUAAUCACACAAUGUCAAGCUUUAUAGGCCAGUGUCAUAAGGUUAGUAACAAAAAUCAAUCGUUGGAACAGGUUGAAAUUUACAGGCAGUUAAGUACUUUCAUGAUUCUAAUAUGGCACAGGUGUAUCACACUUUGGCCCCAUUUCUGGCUCCACAAUAACUUCAUCUCAAUUAAUAUUUCUCGGACUACCAUUGGCCAUCAAGCCACUUCUUCUCUGUUAGAGCCGUCAAAGGCAAUGUAGAAGAGGCUGCAUGAUGGGCAAUUGGUGACAGAACUUUGGUGUCACUGUGUGUGGGGGGUUUUCUGCUACUCUGUUAUUUGAUUAUGAUAUCAGUUUGUGUAUUUAUUAUGUUAUCAAUUUUAUUUGCAGUGCAUAUUUGUCUUUCAAAUUAACGAAUGAGGAAUUGUUGCUUCUACAUGACAUGUUAAGGGAGAUGUUUGUGGUGUUCGUUCUCUUAAUGUGUCCUGACACGUAUUCAUUUUUGGGAUUUUGGUUAUUUGUUAGAAAAGCUUUUCGAAGUCGUUAGAAGUGUCAGAGGUUUUCAAUAGUCCUGAUAAAGUGUCACUAACGCCUCUUCAGCAAGGUUGUGUUUGUCAGAACUUCCAUGCUUAGGCCAAGGUAUAGUGCCCUGUUUUACAGAUUAGGCAAAGGUAAACAUGUCGUUUAACAGUAGGAUUCUGAGUAUUGUGACAUUGUUAACAGCUCAUGAAAAAAUGGUCAGACAGUUUUUACCUUUAAAAACAAAUUAACUAUACAGCAUAGGUCAGGUAGCAUUAGAUUGUACUGUCCCUCAUACUAAAUUUGAGGAACAAAACCAAUCUUUUAUUUCAAAGUGGGAAUACCCAUCAGUUGCCGUUUAGUAGCCUUCCCUUGCAGUUAGUGACUGCAUCCAAGAGAAAAGUCUUGCUUGCUAAAGUUAGAAAGGAAAGCUUGACAGUUGUGUUUAGAAACGGUGCAAGGUUCCCACCAGUUGUUUUCAAGGGUAUAAAGAGGAGCCACCCAGAGUUCUUUGCAGCAGCUGUAAAUGUGGGACGGCGUGAACAAGUUUAUAAUGUGUGCCAACAAAGUAUUUUAAGAGCAAACUAAGAAUAGACACAAACAAGUCUCUGCUUUGGAAUCUUCACAUCCCUUAAUGCUGGGACACUGCAGUCUAAUGAGGUUAAACUGGAUCUCCACAUCUUUCAACGGGAGUGACUGUAAUACGCUUUAUAUCACAGUAAUCCUUCCUCUGAUGUACAGUUUACACAGGACACUUAAAUGGUUAAAUAUGAGCAAUCUCAAGUACAGAACAAUAUGUGUGUAUUUACAUAAAAGAUGCUCUCUAAAAUAUCUAGAUAACAAUUACACGUUUUUUUGCAUCCAAUCCCUGGCCAUUUUCUCUCCCCCUCCCCCAUCCAAAGCGGACCUUGUAGAAGGAGCUUUCCUUUACAAUAGUAGCCUUGUUCUUACUUUGCAGUAGAGGCGUCGCAAGCAGUUGAAUAUCCCGGCCUUUCUACUUAUUUCUAACCUUAGCAGUCGAACAUUUAUGACCGUAAAUUGUAUUGAGACAAGUCUUCAACUCUUGAUGUAAUUCCAAUUUUAUUUCUUCUGCAGGUUCUGGGUCACUUUUGUGAUUUUUGUGACUCCCAUAAUUGUGUAAAAUUACUACAUAGACUGGAAAAAGAACAAGGGGACAGAUGAUUGAUUAAUAUGGGGAGAGCAGAUUAUGUUGUCCGAUUUUUUUUUUUUAAUAUUGUGUUUGUUUUAGAAUAGCCCCAAAUUUUUACUCCUCCCUACAUAGUACAGAGAUUAUCUUACAAUACAGAAAGCGAAGCAUAAUACAGAGAUACUCAUAUAAAAAACAAGCUGGGCACACCGUAAAGAUAUCUCUAAAAUACAAAGCGAUACGGAAUAAGUUGACGCUAUAUAAAUACCAAUAAUAAUAAAAAUAAUACAGAUAUACCGUACCACAAACAGGGCCGAGCAACAUACGCUAUAAAAAUAGAUGUUUUACACAAUGCUGGGCACAACACGAAGAUACAUAUGCAAUUCACAGAGCUGAGAAGUCUACAGAGGUACCCAUACAACAGGUAGAACUGAGUAAAAUGCAGAAAAAUAACACAGAACGGGACUCAACAAGGAGAUACCUCUAACUAGCAUGCCUCCACUCAUGAGCAGCUGGCUCUACUGACCGAUUGACAACUCAAUGGAAAAUCCUGAAAUGUAUUUUUAAAGGACACUAGGCAUGUGCAAAACCAGCUGGUACAGGGCAGAUUUGAAACCAACCACACUUUUUGCCAAGCUGCUCUCAAGCCUCUCUAAACAGCUACCAAUGAGGGGUUUCAUUCUUGAUGUUUGUCAGUGAGAUAAACUUGGAUAUCUUCAUGAUUCGUCAAUUCUGAAGAUUCAGAGGGGGUUUCACUAAUAACUGUAGUAUUGCAGAAACUGCUCCCCCAGUCAAAGUUUCUUCUGUGGCUCUUUGCUACUUUUAUUUGUGUUUUGUUAACAUUUAAAACAAUGUUGGUCUAUUUUAACUGUAAAGUUCAUUUUUUUUCUUGUGCUAGUAUUUCCUGAAUGUUUUACUUUCAAUCUAAAGCAGGAUUGUUACAGAGUAUCAAAUAAUGUUCAUUUCAUUAGAGUGUCAAGUUUAGGUAGAACAGUAUUUGAUUUUUAAAGCGCUACUAGGGACUACUUGUUUCAGUAUUUCUCCUACGCCUGACACAUCUAGACACUGGGCCACCAUAUAGAAAUAUCAAACCCCUCAGUUGUCAACAAUAAUGGCUCCAGGGAAUUGGCUUUAUGUUUGGAGGGUCCUGUGUGCUCGCAGGAUCCUCCAUAGACCUCAAUGCUGUACACACGCACAUCGCAAGAGUUCAGCAGUGACAUUGGCUCCUGAGGGAAAAGUUCAGAUAAGUAGAACUCACCUUUGCCUGCUCCCUCUCAACACUGGAGCCUCAGCAGUGAUAUCACCGUCUGGGGUCUUUGCAAAUUCUGCAAAGUCCAUCGAUGAUGAUAGUGCCACUUUAACCUGAUAAAAUAUCAAAUUUUAUUUUCUAUUAGUUGGAAGCCCCAUACAUGGGGGGGAAAAAAUAUAAUUUUUUUUCUUUUUAGCUGUGUAUAUUGUUUUCUGUGGUGAUUAGGGAAACAUAUAUUAAAACAGAAGACGUUUAUGAUGGGUUUGUACCAAAUGAGGCUGAAGGCUGUGUAGGAUUAUUGCCUGGAGAUGCACCCUAUAUUGUUUUUUUUGGCUCAAGUGAAGAAGCCUGAUAUUGGAACUUGGCAUUAAAUGCUGGCCUUUGAGUUAAAAAAUCCCAUUCAGUAAAAUAUGAACAUUCAUUUCUGUUCUCAAAAACUAGACUUCCAUGACACUUGGUUCACUUAUAAGAUCUUCCUGGAUGCUUCUGGCAAUCAUGCCUGAAUCCUCUAAGCGUAAAAAACUUGUGUUAUAUUUCAAAGGUUUCCAGCUACACACUCCUCUUUGUCCUCCAGCAAUUUAAAUGGAAUAUGAGGAACACUUAAUUAGGAAAUGUGGUUGGUGGUUGAAUGGGCUGGACAUUACAGAGAACUAUAAAGUGACAUCAUGACCUGUUUAUAGUAAUUUAUGCAAAUACAUAGAUUAUUAAGAAAUAGGAUAUUUCAUUUACACAAACUAUUUACAUACACGUCCUGUCUGUAUUAAGAUGCAACAUUGUGUAGCUCUGUGAGAUACUGAUAUAACACACCAGGAAAAGCACAUUUGUGCAGAAUGAAUUGGGUCACUGAGAAGGACUGUCCCACCAAGAGGUGAACACUUUGAUUAUUUGGUUUAAAGGUUUACUCCAACCUCCAUGACCACAUCAGUGGUUUGAAGUGGUCAUGAUGCCUAAAGUCUAUAUGUGCAGAUUUUCACUUUGAAGCGCUGCACAUACAGAUAAAAUAUUUACAAUAUUGGUUCCUAGCGCAUAUAGUUAAAGGCAGCUCAAAAUCCCAAACCAGAGUCUCUCUAUUCUGGUCCAAAAGAAAAUGUGUAUAAUAGAAAGCCAAUUUUAAUGAAAUUACUGUGGUUUAAGUAAAGUUAUAUAUGCACCGGACUCUUAUCAUGAAAGUGAGAAUAUUCAGGAGUUCAAAUUGAAUUAAAAUGAAAGGCCAUAGUAACUGAACUUAAACUUAAAAAAUUCUCACCUUGGUGUAUUUUCAAAGGUAGAAGCAAUCUUGGUAGUAGUUGAAUACAUAAAAGAAAAAAAAGAAAAAUAUAGUGUAGUAUGUUUUGUAUAUGAUAAUUCAGAGUAAGAUCAAAACUUACUUGAGAAGCUCUACUUUGUUGUGCUUGGGCGGUAUAAUCCACCCCUAAGGCUUUUUCAAAAGUGUUCAAACGCUUGGAGCCUCUAUAGACAAUCCCCUUUUCCCUACUGCCAUCCCUAGCACCAGCUGUGGGAAAUGCCAAAAACGUGACAUCAUUACCUCCUCCUAUUGUCACGUUUUGUAAUUUGUAAGACAUAUACAUAUUCCUUAAUUAGUCCCUACUUUGUUUUAUGAUAUCUUUUGACUGUGUUGUAAUUUCAGUGAAAUACCAAUACAGUCGAAUUGUUAGAUGCUUCCGUUUUCCGUUAAAAUGCUAGAUUUCACCAUGUAUAAUUCUAAUGGACUGCAACUAAACAUCUGUUUUCACACUUUGAUGUUUUCAUUUUUUACCUAGAAACACAUCAGUCCUAAAAUCCAAAUAGUCAUGUUGGUAGUUAGUAAAAAAAUUAAAAAAUUUAAAAAAAGGGGGGGGGGAACAUUAAAAAAGCUUUAAAACUUUGCUUGGGGAUCUGUGUAGGCAGGGGUGACAUGGAUAGAUCUUUAUAAGUAGGUGGUUAUGGCAUCGGUUAGGUAUUGGUGCUUUGGCAUGCUGGGAGAGACAUAUCAAAGUGAGUGUUCUGUCCUAAAAAUGGUGCAUGAAUAUAUGGGGAGAAGUCAUCAUUGGACAUGUGUCUGUUUGUUGGUUCUACCGAUUUCCUUGGCGAUUGCCCAUUUUUGAACUUAAGACCACUUUUUAGAAAUGAACCAUGUUUUAUAAAUCUCCUCUCUAUACUUAUUCUUAUACUGCUUUUACAAGUGUAGUCACACCUCUCUAGUCUCUCAGACAAGCAGAGUUAUUCACUAAUGUGUGACUAGUCCGAUACUCAAAGUCCGUUUUACAUUUUAGGUCGAAAUGGGUAAAUGAAAAACAUUGCUGACAUGGAAAAUGCCUGCUGGCUAUUGCUGGUGUAAAUUUCCAUAAACCUUUGCCAGUCUAAUUAAGUGAAAUUAUGAGGCUGGACAUAUAUAAAUUACAAAUCUAUUUAUUUUGUACCGGUGUGAUUUAUAUAUUAUGACUGUGGCUUUGUGCGCUUUCUUUUCUAUUGCAAGAUUAGCCGGUUUUUUUUUUACCUUGUCCUAAGGUGCAGGCAGGUUAGAGUUUCUGUCUUUUCAAGCUGUGAAUAUGUUCACUGGAGUGCUUCAGUCAGCAUUAUCCCAGCACCUGCCGGCUAAUCUCAGUAACCUCCUGCUAGGCUGGGUGUGUUUGCAGGUCUGGGAGGCUCAGUGUAAGGCGAACAGGCUCUUACAUGCCCUGUCCUGUCACAGGAAUAGGAUCUGCCAGAACGUUAAUAACAGACUCAUGGCUCAAAAACAGUUCUUAAGAAAUAAGGAAGAGACACUUAUUUACCUUUUCCCAGCAAAUGUUUAAUGUGUGUCUUGGAUAAUGGUCACCACAUUAACUGUUCCAAAUUAGACUUCGUCAUCAAUAUUAAAGAACACUAUACAAACCUGUAUUUCUAAUUUUGAAAAAUGUUUUAUUUAUAUAGCGCCAACAUAUGCCAUAGCACUUUACAAUAUUAUAAAAGGGGAGGAAUUUAAUAAGAAACGAGACAAAUACAAAAUGUUACAGGAACAAUAGAUUGAUGAGGAUGCUGGUCAUGGUGCUGUAGUGUCCUAGUGCAGUGAUAGGCAACCUUCGGCACUCCAGAAUAUAUUGUCCUGCAUUGACCUUAAAGUUACUUACAUUAUUUUACUUCCAUAUAACAAAACAGGAAAAUUAACCAAGUUGAUAAAAAAAAAAAAUAAAAAAAAUAAUUGUAAUUGGAUAGUUUGACCUAAAAUUUGCAAAAAUCAUCUGUGAGCUAUAAACCAAGCAUUAUUGACCCUUUCAGUGCUGGAAGAGCUCUGCAGGCUUUGGCAGUUUAAAAAAAAAAUAGUUAAAGGACCACUUUAGUGCCAGGAAAACAUACUCUCAGGGUCCCCCUCCCGCCGGGCUCUGGGGGAGAGGAAGGGGUUAAAAUCUUACCUUUCUCCAGCACUGAGCGGGGAGCUCUCCUCCUCCAUAGCGACGUCAUCCGCUGAAUGCGCAUGCGCGGCAGGAGCUGCGCGCACAUUCAGCCAGUUCAUUUACAAUGCUUUCCUAUGGACACUGGUGUCUUCUCACUGUGAUUUUCACAGUGAGAAGCACGCAAGCGCCUCUAGUGGCUGUCAAGACAGCCACUGGAGGCUGGAUUAACCCUAACAUAAACAUAGCAGUUUCUCUGAAACUGCUAUGUUUAUUAAAAAAAAAGGGGUUAACCCUAGCUGGACCAGGCACCCAGACCACUUCAUUAAGCUGAAGUGAUCUGGGUGCCUAUAGUGGUCCUUUAAACUGGAGAGAAAACUGCAGGGAGAUCCUUUGGGUUUUUAUUUAUACAGGUUGAUCAAAAGGGUGAUCUAAGGACCUGAUACUGGAAUGAUAUUAUUUUGUACACCCAUAACCUCUUUUUACUUCAUUUAAGAUUAAUAAAUGAUUAUGAAUGAUAUACAGCCUUUCUAUGCCUCAUCAACCCUUACAGCAUGAGAAUUAGGCAGUUUGUGACAGAUUAGGCAUGUCAUCGAUCACGGAGGAGUUAAAACAUUGCAAAUCAUUGCCUCUGAUUUAGUAGGUCAGGCUCUGCAACAUUUUCACUGAGAAGGAAACACAAGGCAGCUGUUUCGAAUGCUGUCAUUAAAAUGGUUUUCUGAUGUAUGACACAGUACUUAGUCAAUGGUCAUGUAAAUAUAUUUCACAACUCUGCCUGUUGCAUCUGCUAGAUGUGGGUGUUACUGGGGUUCUGGCACACACCAUGCUAUCUGUCCAAAGAGUGCAAUAAGUGAGUCAAGCCUCAUCAGUUGUAUUUGGAUUAUAUUUUUUUAUAUAUCGUUUCCUAGCUUAGCCAUGGGUGGUCAUGCUUUGAAGAGACUUAGUCAUAGGAUCUUCUGUCUUUCCUCCCACUUACAACACUCCCAUCUUGGCACCAGUGCCUUUAUCUAGAGUGGCAACAUAUUUGCGUAUAAAAGACUUUGACUAUUCACGUCUCCUUUCCUUUCCUUUCCUUUCCUUGGGCGAUGUGUUAAGACAUUGGGAAUAGAUCAUUAGUCUGUAGUCACUGUAAUGAUCCUUUGUGUUCCAGAUAAUUGUACAUAUAAUAGUGUAGAUAAACUUCUCUCUCCAAGUGUUGAAAUAUCCACCUAAUACCACCUGCCACCUCAUUUAACGUGUAAUUAUUGCAUAUUGAAUGACAGGGUUCUCUUAAUUUGAAGAAGUUUUGCAUUUCUGAAUGAGGUCACUAGUUUUACUUACACUAGUACCGCAUUUCCUACUGUAGAUUAUUAGUGCACUUUUAAGACUAAGCAGGCGUGUGGCUACAAGCUGUGACAACUAAAAAAUAGAAUGGAAUAACAGUUCAAAUAAGCUAAUACAGUUAUAUGCAUGGAUUCACACCAGUGAACUCCGCAAUUCUCAGUGAGCGGCAUAAAGAUCGGAAAGGGUGGGCUGGCCAGAGGGGGCAUCAUCAGUGAUGCUCGCACAUCACUGGCGAUACAUAUAUUGGGCAGAUCUGCCCAGAUAAGGGCCAGACCUUCCCACUCAAGGGGUUUGCCCCCAACCUACAGGACCUUGCAAAGAGUGCUGCUGAAGCUUUUGUAAUGAUGCACACACGCUGUGCUGCUCAAGGACAGUUGAGUUCUCUGGUGUCCUCGGAUGUAGGACACCAGGAAACUAAAUUGGGGUGGUGGGACCCCAAAAUCGUGGCAGUCCUGACUAUAUUGCAACUGUUGCUGUUUUGACUGACUCAUGGUUUAUUUACAAAACUGUGAUUUCUGCAAAUUGUAAGCCAACAUAGCCAUACUUAAGCUCAGCCAAUUUUAUCGCAAUUACUAUGGUUUAAUGCACCGAACACUAUCAUUAAAGUAAAAACCAAAGGAAAAAAAGUUACUUGCGCUCUUCCCAAAUCCCUAUGUAUAUUUAAAGAAAUGGAGGUUAUUGAGUUACUCCAAUGGCCAUUAGAGGGAAUGCCCACCUGUGUAUAAUGUAUAUACAUGUAUAUAAAAAAAUACCCCUCUCUGUCUCAAGAUAUCUUUGCCAGAAGCUCAAGGAAGCAAGGUGAAUGGUUUAGUGUAGAGGUUUGCCUUGACAUGGUAGGUGGGCAUCCCUCUUAUGGCCAUUGGAGUAACUAAAUAACCUCCAUUAGUUUAAAUAUGCAUAGGGAUUUGGGAAAGAGCGCAGGUAACUUUUUUUUUCUUUGGUUUUUACUGUAUGUAUUGGGGCUGAUGUGUACUAUAGUUGUUGCUGCCGCUCAAGAGUAGUGGGAGUUUGAGCGCCUUGACUUGUUUUUUUGUAUUUCUAUCAUUAAAGUGAGAAUUGUCAGGAGUUCAAAUGGAAUUCAAAUUAAUGACCAUAGUAACUGAACUGGAAACAUUCUCUCAGUCAGUUAUUAUUAUUAUUUUAUUAUUUAUAUAGUGCCAUCAGAUUCCGUAGCGCUGUACAAUGGCUAUGCUUCCUGUUCAGAUAAUUAUUUUGAAUCCACUCUGUAUUCUCACGUGCAAGUGUGUUUCUGUCGGGGGAUUUAGUUGUUUGCAUCUUUUAAAAGAUUCAGGCAUUUUAAAUAAGUAGAAAUGACAUGUCCAAGGUUCGCUGGGAACACAAGGUAAUUUAAGUAUUAUAAAGGUGAUGCUGUUAAUAGCUAACUGAAAAAAUUGAAGCAACUGUUUUAUGUAUUCCAUAGUGUAGGGUAAACAUUUACCAAAAAAACCCAGAACAAAGUGAAGUUGAAAUGCCAUUAAACACUUUGUGUUAGCAUUUAUUUGGGAUAUGCUCUAAUACUAACAAACUAGUAUACAACCUCAAACUCUGGCCAAUGGCAUAACAUGCCAGCUCCCAGGGCAAGGCCUUGGUAUUGCACCCCUUAACCACGAGUCCCUUAACGGGCGCCUAGAUAACCUUGCUUCUCCUUCCCUACCCGCCUUGUCUCUGUGAUGUGUGUGACACAGUCUAUAGUCCCUACACGUUAUUUUAGGCAUUGGAUUUGUUUUUUGUUUUUUCAAUUUCAAUAAAGUGAAUUUCCAAUUUUAGGACAGAAUGGCAAAUUAAAAAAAUCUCAGUUGGCUAAGUUUUUAGUUCAACUAUUUUGCCAAUUAAUUUGAAAUUAAUUCUGAUUUUGCUUGGAAUACUUGUCAGUUCACACUUUUAUGGCAUAACACUGACUCCUUGACAGACUACUUCCACCAUCGAUGCCACUGAAAGAUUUUAAGAGCAGACAUUUCAGUUUUUGACCCAUAUUUUCUUUUACUCUUGUAAAAGUAAUGAAGAAUAUCAUGACGAGUUGUGUAUAUAAAAAGAUAAUGUUGUUCUGGUUCACACUGAUCUGUUAUAAUAAAGUGAUAUUCGUAUAGUAUGGCAACUACAAAAUAAUUGCAGCUUACUGUACAAAAUCCUGGUGCAAUUACUCUGUUAUAAACUGACUUGUCUGUACUUACUUGAUUGUUCUACUGGGACAGAUUAUUACAAUUGACCCAAAAUCACUGGCUAAGUACAUUCGGGCCAUUUUCAUUUAUUUACAUAUGGGAAAAAUUGCUGUGUUUAUUACGAUUAUAAAAGUGCUGUGUUUAUUACGUGUUUGAUUAUAGAUUUUAGCUAUUGAAUAUUGGAGUAGCCUAUACCUGCGAUUCAUGAUUUGUUGAUUGGUUUGAAAUGUUUACAUAUAUUUAACUCACAGGUGUUUUUGUUUUUCUUUCUUUGAUUACAGCCAUAUGGAAAAAAUCACUACAUGGCAAGAUCCCAGGAAAACAAUGACCCAACCAAUGGCUCACCUAAACCACCAUCCAGUUACCACAUCCACACCAAUGAGCCAAAGAUCACUGGCAAUGUCUCAACCAAACCUGGGUAUGUUGGACACACUUUUGUAAGGGAUAAAUAGUUGGAAACAGUAGUCAACAGUAGGCAUUUUCUAUCACAUGGACAAUGGAUACUGUGCUUCUUCUCCUGAUAUGCCUUUUUCAUACAAAAACCAGAAAAUAGCAACUGACUCUUUCUUUAAAGGGAACCUGUCAUCACAUAUUGACUUUAGCACUUAUAUAAUAGUUUUAAAUUACAUCUAUACAUUGAGCUGACACUCAAUGCCAAGCAGCUGAGAGACAGGGAGAACAGAAGAGACCUAUCACAGGCAGUUUUCUUGCUCUCCACCCAUAGCAAUCACAGAACAUGCGCUGUGGUUGCUAUGGUUACUCCCGAGCUGGCAUUGUUACUGCUGGCUGGGGAGUAUAGGAAAGGAGUGGUGUGACAUCACUUCAUUCAGAUGCAGGGAUCCUGGCAACAAAGUCACAGUGUUGGCAUCAUGGAGGAGGUUUGCCCUGCUCAGGGAAGUGUCCCUCAGCAUGGCAAAUCAGCAAGGAUGAGGAGGAGAGCAGAAAACAAAAGUGUAACAUCCACCUCUGUAAGGACAUCAAGGCAGGGGAGCAGCCAGUUAAGUGAUGACAGUUUUCCUUUAAUUUUAUAGAAACAUAGAAUGUAAUGGCAGAUAAGAACCAUUCGGCUCAUCUAGUCUGCCCAAUUUUUUAAAUCUUUCAUUAGUCCCUGGCCUUAUCUUAUAGCUAGGAUAGACUUAUGCCUAUUCCAUGUAUGCUUAAACUCCUUUACUGUGUUAACCUCUACCACUUCAGCUGGAAGGCUAUCCCAUGCAUCCACUAUCCUCUCUGUAAAGUAAUACUUCCUGAUGUUAUUUUUAAACCUUUGCCCCUCUAAUUUAAGACUAUGUCCUCUUGUUGUGUUAGUUCUUCUUCUUUUAAAUAUAGUCUCUUCCUUUACUGUGUUGAUUCCCUUUAUGUAUUUAACUGUUUCUAUCAUAUCCCACCUGUCUCUCCUUACCUCCAAGCUAUACAUGUUAAGUUCCUUUAACCUUUCCUUGUAAGGUUUAUCCUGCAAUCCAUGAACCAGUUUAAUAGCCCUUCUCCGGACUCUCUCUAAGGUAUCAAUAUCCUUCUGAAGAUACGGUCUCCAGUACUGCGUACAAUACUCCAAGUGAGGUCUCACCAGUGUUCUGUACAAUGGCAUGAGCACUUCCCUCUUUCUACUGCUAAUACCUAUCACUAUACAACCAAGCAUUCUGCUAGCAUUUCCUGCUGCUCUUAUAAAUUGUCUGCCCACCUUUAAGUCAUCAGAAAUAAUCACCCCUAAAUCCCUUUCCUCAGAUGUUGAGGUAAGGACUCUAUCAAAUAUUCUGUACUCUGCCCUUAGGUUUUUACAUCCAAGAUGCAUUAUCUUGCACUAAUCCACAUUAAAUGUCAGUUGCCACAAUUCUGACCAUUUCUCUAGUUUACCUAAAUCAUUUGCCAUUUAGCUUAUCCCUCCUGGAACAUCAACCCUGUUACAUAUCUUAGAAUCAUCAGCAAAAAGACAUCCCUUACCAUCAAGACCUUCUGCAAUAUCACUUGUAAAAAUAUUAAAGAUAAUGGGUCCAAGUGCAGAUCCCUGAGGUACCCCACUGGUAACUAGACCUUGCUUCGAAUAUACUCCAUUGACUACAACCCUCAGUUGCCUGUCACUCAGCCACUGCCUUACCCAUUCUACAAUAUUGGAAUCCAAACUUGAAGAUUGCAGUUUAUUGACAAGCCUUCUAUGACAACCGUUGUAAAAGCCUUACUGAAAUCUAGGUCAUUUUAUGGUAAUAGAUGUAAAUUAAGAUUCACCUAUACAUGUGUUUGACCAACUGCUGGGCCACCUGCAAAGAGUUUUCUUUUGUUUGUUUUUUAAGAAUUCUGUGGCUGGUGCCACACCUGUUCAGUUUCACAUUUUUUUUCAUGUGAUUUUCUAUAAAAAUAAAUAAAUAAAAUAAAAUUAGAAAGUGGCAUUAUCAAUUGAAAACAUUUCAAACUAGAAAAAAAAUCUAUAAAGUGAACUGCUGUUUAAGAUCUUUGGCCACCUGCUCUUAACCAUACGAAAGAAUAACUUAACAAGUCUGCGGCUUUCACUCACUUACAUCUUUCCAACUUUUAAAAAUGUCACCUAGUUAACCAAACACAAAGUUGGAUUUUCCGACUCCUGAAAAAAGCCAAUAAAGACCACGCCAACAUUCUAGUAGACUUUUCAAGAAAAUAAUGAAAAACACAGAGUGAGUGAAACUGCUUUCUUGGCGACCACCCCAGAACCCACUUUGAACCUUUCCAUCUUGAAAGAAAUGGCAGUCUACACCUAUGUCUUUAUCCUUCCUGAUUUUAUUUUUUUUUUCUAGUCCUGGAAAUAAAAUGUGUCUUUCUUUUGAAGGCCUGCCAUCCCUUUGGCUUGCAGCUUUAUGCAUCCCUAGGUUUGAUGCCGGGUCUGUACAUUUAAUCAGAAACAUGUGUCGCUUUUGCAGGAAUACUUAUUAAACAUGGAAAUACAGUGUGCUAUUGCAGUCAGUCUCUCUGGCUCACUCAAUAUUUUGGCUUUGUUUGAAUAUACAAAGCCACUCAUAAACAUAUUUAUCCAGAUAAUCUAAAUGUGACUAAGCAGUACCACAUCCCAACAUGACUGAGUAAAUGCAACCCUCCAGGGGGGGCAACUUGUUUAAUCUUCAGAUAGUUUACCUCCAGCCCGCCAAGCUUAUUCUCCUCCCUUUCUGUUUGUUAGUUUCUGUUGUUAGAGAUUCACAUCUUUUCUUUUCCAAAACAGCGUCUGUUUAUUUGAAAGCCCAUCUGUUUGCAAUGAAGUGUUGGUAAUUCUUGAAAGCAACAAUGAUUCAAUCUGAGUGUUUAAUGUGCUUAGUACUUUUGGUGCCUUUCAAACCAAGGGUAAAACGGCGGAUUAAGUGAAGUUUUUCUUUGAACUGAAUUUUUUUUAGCAGCAUUAAAAAUGUCUCGUUCCUGGCUCAUGAAAAGAGAAGGCUGUCUCGGAUACAGUCACACGUAAGACAAACUAAACUAACAGCAAGUCUUUUGGGUAUUGGGCUACAGUGUAUGAUCUAUUACACUCUGUCAGGUUGGAGUUCAUAUCAAUUUUUUUUGAAUAUGUUACUGUCAACGUGUUACAUGUCUAUCAAGCCAAUUUAUUCUCGUCUCUAAUUCUUCUCCUUAAAAAAUAAGGGCAAGACAGGUGGUGAACUCUAUACAUUUACAUCUUGAACCAUUUUUCUAUGGGAAUAAUAAUAGUGCGUGUUGUUCUACCGUAACAGAUCUCAUUUCGCUGUAGUUCACAUAAAAUUACCUGGAGAGGUUUAUUCACUUAUGCAGUCUAUAAUAGCUUAUGUGGAAAAAAAUCUCCUACUCAGCUUUUUUCAGAUGUAGUCUAGGUUUGACAUUCAUUCAUUGCACUGGUUGCUGAAUGCACUUGUUUGUUUUAAGCCAUAUAUGUAAUAACUUUCACUGGAGGGAAACUUAGGGAGCACACAGAGGGAGGGAAGGGACAUUGAUGCUUCCCCUUGCAGUAACAAGUGCAAAUAUCUCUGUAUGUGCAGUGUUUCUAGCAGUCUUUCUACCACCAUGAACACUUCUAAAAGCAGAAGUGGUCAUGGUGUUUGAAGUAACCCAUAAUGCACUUGGAAGCAAUUCCAUUCAUCACAUGUGGUGAUUAAUAUGAAUUAAUAAAGUGACAGAAGUUGUAGCACAGAGUUGUUUGAUGUAUUAAUAGAACAGUGACUGUAGCUCAACGUCUUCAGUAAGCUGUGAAGAAGUCUGUUAAGAGUGAUGGAGAUUAGAUGAACAGAGGACACUUCAUCCUGUAACAAUUAGACCUUCCUCUCACUAUAACCUACCUAUCCAAGGACCAUAAGUUACUAUGUUGCUAGACUAUUUUAUUUUGUGGCAUGAGCAAUAAGCAUUUAGGUGAUUCUUGAUCAGACACAAUAGGUUCAUAUGUAACUUCAAAAGAAUAAAAUAAUUUUAAUAUGUAGAUUCAGCACUCUGACUAUAUGGCAUCCACAAUCCUUGUGUGUUAUAAGCCCAUCUUUGGAAAAAAAAUUGCAUUUAGUGCCUGCAAAUCGACGAGAAGGCUGCAUAUGAGGAAAUUGUGGAGCGUCGUAUUUGGGGACAAAGUGGCUUCAUUGACAGACAGCUAGUGAUGUCUUAUUUGUAGUCUUGAAUGAUGUAUACGUUAUUUUAAUCUCUUUACAGUUCCACUGUGUGAUUCUGGACAUACUUGGAUUCAUAAUCUGUUUUAAAAUUAGUGUUUAGUUUUCUAGAAAUAUGAAAUGUCCCAAAAUUAGAACUUGAUACCGGUACAUCCUUUUCUAAGAAUAAGGCAUCAAGCCACCAUCUAACUUUACCACCCAUAAAGGUCACAUAUACAAUCAGAAUGUUGCAAGUCAAUCUUUCCACAGUAGAUACUAUGUAGACAAUAUAGAAAGUGAAGAUUUCAUUUUUGCAGGUGACGGUCCAGGCUGCGGUUUUAUUUAUAUCGUCCUGGAUUGCACUAAUCACUGUUCGUUGCACCUGCUGUUUCUUUUUGUUGGAAGUGAAUGGUCAGGAAACCCCAAACAAUGAACAGUUACAGUAAUCGGGUCUGAAACUUAUAAACACAUGGUCCAGACUUUUCCGUAUCCUGCUGACAAGAGGGUGUAACUGUCCUAUUGUUUGUAGAGGAUGUAACGAAAUAGUGGUCAUGUCAACUUUGUGGAACACUAGAUAAAGGUGGAAAAUUCUAACUUUCAUUUCCUUAAUCCCUAACCCAUCAUUUCCUUUAAUAUUUGCCAGUUGAAUUAGGAACUAUGGCUUAAAUUUAUGUUGCUAAUGUAUGAAAAAAAUUUACAUAAUUUAAAAGGGUAGUACUUGUUCAGUUAUCAGAACCACCACAUUUCUUUGGCAGGUAAGGGGAAGCCAUUUGCCUUGCUCCCUUCACUUCCUGUUUCUCAUGAUGUUCAGAAAGUACUCUUCAGGACAUGUUAAUGGUAAGCCAUUUCCUCAAGCUUGGAAAGCACAAAACCCUAUUUAUAGAGUAGUGGGUGGAAAGACUGUGGGUGAGCAAAACUGUCAACUUUUCAGAACUACAUGCAUUCCUGCAAAUAAUGCGAGUUGAUCAAUGUGUUUAACAAGGUUACCUGAACGUGCAACCUAAAGUGCAGACAUUAGGUUGUUAGAGCAGGACCUGCCAAGAAUGGGGUACAUUGACGUUGUGGCAGGCUUAUGCAAUGUAUGAUCAAAUACUGUAACUAAACCCUCAUUAUUUUUACCUAGAUUAGGUGUUUUAAAAAAAAACCUGAUAAAAUCUGUAAGCUUUGAAGUUUUUAUUUAGUGGAUAAGUCAGGGAGCUGGAUCUUGUGUGUUAUAUUAAUCGGCUGCAGCAGCACCCCAUUUAUGCAUGUAUGCACCCUAUUUUGCAGUACCAGUAUACAUAAAAGAACCAGUGUUCAGCAAGUGUUAAUAAAAUAACGAAAUACAAUAGGGAGCACCAAAACACAGCAAAUAUAAAGGCAAAAGGAACCAUGCGUAAUUAUAUACCAGUGUACAUGUUAAAAGUUCCAACUUUUCAAAUGGACACAUUAUUUAGGGUUAAUUUUUAUUUUAGGGAUGUGAGUGGAAGGUGUGGCCAGGGGUUGGGCUUUUCUGAGAAGUUUUAGGUGUCUUUGCUAGUAAUAAUUUAUGCAACUAAAAAGCAAUUUAGAACAAGAACAAUGCAUCUUAUUUACUCAAUGCGAGUAUUAUUGCUGAGGUUGCUGUUAUACACUACAGACAUACCGACAAUAUGGAGCUCCUAGAAAAGAGGGACAUAAGGAUAAAACAGAGGGCUUUGAGUCCAAACUAUGGACCGGCCUUCCUAAAUAGGGACCCUUGGGAAGUAUUUGAGACUGUUUUUGGUAAUACAGUAUAAAAAUAGAAACAGUAUAAAUAUGGAGUUCUGAUUGCUAAUAAUCUAUAUAUACUACAUAAUACACAAAAAAGAGAGAGUGCAGCUAUACUAUUGAAUAAUAGCUAUAAAGAGGAAAGGGUUUGAGGGAACUGUAUAUGAAUUAUAUGUUUCAUUUUUUUAUAUAUAUAUAUAUAAAUAUAUAUAUAUAUAUAAAUUUUUUUGAAUUAUUAUUUUUUUUAUUUUUUUUUGGUUGUCAAACAACUUAUAUGAUGUUUGUUAAUGGUGAUGCUAAAGAAAAUAAACCUAACAUUUACUAACAUCGUUUCUUUCUAUUUCCUACUGCUUCCAUUACUUCAUUCUUGGUAAGUAUUGAUUAAGCAAUUCAAUAUUGGCUGUUCACCCAAUGUAUUUGUAACAAUCGAAACUGCGCGAAUCAUAAUCAGUGAAUUAACACAAGUAAAUAUUAAAUAAUAUGAAAUUAAAUGAAAUUCAAAGUUUGUUAUCAUUGUCCUUUAAUAAAUCAAGGAGACACCUCGGUUGAAUAAUGCACCAACUGUAUUACCUGUUCAAUGUUAACAGGGUGCGGGUUAUUUUUAUAGACAGUGUCAGCUAAAUUGUUUUACAUACUGAGUAAACUGCAAAAAUCCAUGCUUCAUCCUGCCUUGUGUCACCAGUACAGACAAGUCACAGUGUUGUACUGAUCCAGUAAAUGUUUCCUUGGUACAUAUUUACACCCUUAAUGCCAGCUGAGGAUAAUUAAUACAUCCCUUUAUGGCCACGUUUAUUCUAUCCACUUUCUUGCUAAAAAACAGGAACUGUGUUUUGCUACGCAUGAGCCAAACUCCCUAAGGGUGUCUAUGGAAUGCGUCUAGAACCUCGUUGAAUCCGCAGCCAUAAGAAUUUGCAGUAAUUUAGCUAGCAAUACAGGUACACUUCAAGGAUAAACCAUCUAUAAAGGUUCAUUAUCAACCAGGUUUGCAAAAAUGUUCAUCAGAACAUCCCAAUUCUUCUCUGUAGCCAUUAUCGAUCUACACCGGUGAUGGAUAAAAUGGAGAAGGGUGUCAAGUUUAUGAAUCUUUGGCCUUGAUACUGUAAACUACUAUCGCAAUGUUACUUUGUUAUGUUUUUGUAUUGCUCUAUAUAUUUGAAAAAACAAAUAAAACUUUAGAAAAAUUAUUUUGCUGUGCGACAAAUGCAUAUAAAUUACAAAAAAAUGAUGACACUAUUUUCUUUUUCUUAUUUGUUAAGAAAAAAAGGGCUGUUAAAAAAACAAAAAACAUACUUUGUUCAGUGGGAUCUUACUGUAAUGCAAUUCUUUCCUUCUUAUGCCUGACUCAUUAUAGUGGACAGUCUUAUAAGCUAAGCUCAACACAAACGUGUAUUGUAAGAGGUUGGGGGACUCUCCUCAAUGAGUUUCUGUAAAUGCUGACACAGGCAAAAACAAAAACUUAGUUAAAAGUAAUCUGGUUACUAACCACCUCACUCCAGACCAUUGCUAUCGCAGAUCAUAACCUUCCUCUCGUGUUUAUAACUCCAGGGGUACACAGGUCCUACGGCAGGGUUAGUAUCUUCUGGCCCACCACUUUAUGAUGCAAUGUCCAUCACUCUCCGCUACAGAACGGACUGAGCGUGAUGUAAAUUGAAUCCAAAAAACUGGAUAUAUUGUAAAGGAUUUCUCAAAGUGUUUUGAAAAGUGUCUUCUCAAGGUGCUUCAAAAAUCUACUCCAGAUCUAUCACCUAUCUAUGUUGCAUACGCAUGUUUUUUUCUAAUACAUUUUCCUCUGGCUAACUGAAAACAUUUCAAUUGCGCUUUUAUUUUGUAGUAGAUUUUGCAAUCUUUCUGUAGUUCUAAUGUAGGUUACUUAAUCUCCAAGAGAGACCUUUCAAUGAACUCUUCAUAUGCUGUUAUUAUUUAAAGGGAUUUUUUUCCCCACAUUUCCAGGCUGUAGUUUAAAUAUCUGGACACUCCCUUAGAUAAGGUUUCAAGUACAAAUUUAAAGCACUGGCAAAAAUGUGAUAGGGGUUAUAUGCGUCUGGAGUCGGUUGAUUGGGGACAAACAAAGACUGUAAUGGUUUUUUGUUAGUUUAACUAAAACAUAAUGUUACCAUAGCACCACAUAUUGCUUUGUUUAUAAUAGGUAGUGCUGUAUUCAAACUUGUUUACAUUAAUGCAAUGAUUUGAGCAUUGUUCAUCUUCUUUAUGCAUAAACUUCUUUUUUUAUUGUUAAUGUAUUUUUUAUUAUUAUUUUGAUUUCUGUGCGCCUUUUUUACUGCAAAUGCUGUUUGAGGGAAAACAUGCUCGUGCUACUGGUAAUUGUAUUACUUUAGUCUCUAAAAAAUGUGAAAUAACAUUUAAAUCUUAGAAAAAUAAAUAAUCAAUGUUUUGUAGCAAAUAUAGUAAUACCAAAACACAUAAACAUGAUUAAAGGGGUGCUCUAAGCACCAUAACCACUAUAGUGCACCUAAGUGGUUAUGAUGCCGGAGUCUCAUGCACCAAUCCCAUGGUAUGGGGUCAAACUCUUUGUGAACACUUGAAAACAUACCUGUAUCUCAACAAAUGCCCAUGUCCAUCUAGUCAAUAUAGCUAAAACUAAUGAGAACCUCUGCUUUAGCAGUAUCAACCUUGUGUGUCUAUCUCUCUUUUCAUCUAAAUAUAGAUGUUUAUUCCAUAAUGGAUUUCUCCCAAACUAACAAAAUAUGUCUUCUCACAGUGAUGAAUCAUCAGCAUCAACAGCAACAAAUGACUCCCAGCCCAGCCAUAUCCCAACAGACUCACCCCAGCCAGAACCAUCAAGCAGGCCUGAUCAGCUUACCCAACGCCCUUACCACCCAACAGCAACAGCAGCAAAAACUCAGACUGCAGAGAAUCCAGAUGGAGAGAGAACGGAUCCGAAUGCGCCAAGAAGAAUUGAUGCGACAGGUAGUUAGUGCUGAUUUACAUUACAUAUUACGUGUUAAACUUUCCAAAGUUGUCAUCACAAUAGUAUGAGACUUUUUUCCAUUCAAACUACCAAGCUCAUGCAUUCCCCAAAAAUGGCCUUAAUUUCAAACCCAACUAAAGAAAGAGAACCUGAGGAAAAUUAUUGCCAAGUGCCAACUAGUGGCUAAAUAACUAGUGCAUUCUCUGACGUUAUAGGAUUUGUUUUAGGCCUAAAGUUAGAUUACAUUGUUGGUAUAAAAAAAAAAAAAAAAGUUAAAAAUGUUUUUCAUUACACAUAAAACAUUGAAACCUAGGUGUAAAUCAACAGUCGCGCAAUGUUUCGAACAAAAAGUAAAUUUGAGAUUAGGAAUGGAACAAAACUGGAUAAAGCCCACAGAAUCUGUGUAUUUUCUCCUCUAUACCUGUACGUAUAGCAAUAAAGGCUACUAUAUCUGAUUGGAUCCUGGAUAUUUAAAACACACUGGCACAUACACACACAGAGAUACACACUGACACAAAUCUGUACACACACUCAGAUACACACAGACACACAGGUACACAUGCAGGCAUUGUAAUGCUGGGAUAUAUGCAUUGCCACAUACACACAGAUGCACACUUACACAAACACUGAGAUACACACAGGAACACAGACACACAUGCAGUAAUGUUGGAACACAGUAGUGUAUUUGUGUGCAGUGAUGGCAUUGGAAUGCUGGGAUGAAUGCAUUGCCACACGCAUAGAUACACACUUACACACACACACAUAUAUAUACACACACACUCAGAAACACACACGCACGCAGGUACACAUACAUACACAUACACAUUGGCACACAAGUACACAUACACCGGUAUACAUUCACACAGAUACACAUAAACAUAUACGUACAUAUAGCCAGAUACACACAGACACACACACACAAAGCAUGAUACACACUGACAAAAACACAGCCAGAUACGCACACACAGCCACAUUCACACACCACAGCCAGGCACAUACACACACACAUACAUAUAGCAAGAUGCACUGACUCAGACCCAGAUACACACACAUAUAUAUCAAUUUACAUCAUAUUUUAGCCACCCUCCUUAACUUUUGGGUACAGAAGGGUGGCUUCCCUGGGGUCCAGUGGAAGCUGGAUGGCAAAGGCUGAUGGGAGUCUGUCUUCCUCAGUCCCUCUCCUCCUCCUGUGUAUGCCACCCCCUCCACCUCCCCAGCGGCACUUUGUUACUUAGGAGGAAGUGAUCACACCUCACUUCCUCCCAGCAGGCAGCAUGAAAGGGGCCGGUCCGGAGCACUCUUAAAGGGCUGGGUGCCCCUGAUUACAUAAGGUGCCACAGCACACAGGGUUUGGACUCAGGCAGGGGGCUCAGGGCAGCUGCCCCGUUUAAAGACGGCCCUGUAUGGAAGGAAGCCACAAAAGGGAGAGCCGCUAAAGUGUUUCAUGCUGAUAAGGCACUUCCUCAAGGAUCGGCACAAACUGUAGGUAGAGGCACGUCUACCUCUCUAGCCCCCUCUCUGUCAAAUGUUUCUAUGAUGUAAAAUUUGGAUGGAAUACAGUGGCGACCCUUUAUCUUCACAAUCUGUUUGUCCUAUGAGUUGGACUUGGGUCAUUGAUCCUAACGUAUAAUUAUGUUUUCCCCAGCUGGAAUAAAAGUAUUGAGUAGGUAAAGAGAUGAAAGUGGCAGUGGUUGGGUUGUCUGUCGAAUGUCAUCUUUUUAUGUUCCCACAGAACAAUGGGCUAUUCCAAAUGUGUUGCUGUGUUAUUAUUAUUAUUGACAUUUAUAUAGCGCCAACAUAUCAACAACAAAUCAAACUAUUACAUAUUUUGAUAGUAACGCUAGGUUAGUGAGGACCCUGCUCAAACGAGUGUUAUAUGAGGUGUUCUACACAAAUUAUAAUCCAUGUGCAAAGCAUGUACCUGUGGGACCAUUUGCAAUGGCUCUAAGAUUCAGGGGAAAAAAGAUAAUGGGGAGACAAAUGCAAAACAGGAGGAAUUCUAGAUACAAAGUGCUGACUGUUGAGAGACAUUGUAUUACUUUCUGUACUGUUUCUCCAUAUUUAGCACUUUGGCCCAUCUUUCUGCAGUUUCCAAAGACAAGAAAUAUUCAUAAUGUAGCGUAUAAUGAAAUAGAGGAUACAAAAUAAACCUCUAGUAGUUGAACACAGUGCUUUCCAGGCUCAUUGGAAAUGUUGGACUCAUGAAUUGCUUAUUAAAUCAACUUUCGUACUAUGAAAAGAGUACAGAGCACGUUUUGCUUUGACUCUGAUGCCUGACAUAUGACCACUGACCUUGUUUAUUUUCUUCCAGCAGUGUUUUUGUACAUUUAGCUUUCCAGGAAUAAGUAAGAAACACAGCCCAGCCUGACAAAGGUCAAUACAAAUAGAUAAGUCUCUUUACAGACACCGUUUCCUUAAGUCAUUUACAAUGUUUCUAGACUAGCAGCCAAUAGAUUUAAGCUAAACUAUUUGUUAUGUUUUUUGGCCAUUGACCUAUUUUUUGCUUUAUUUAGGAACUUGUAUAUGCUUUGAUUUUAGUUUGUUUUUAAGCGUAAUUGAUUUUUAUUUACGUGUAGAUUAAACUAACUUUCAAAAUAGUCAAACUGUAAUAUUUCUCCAUCUCAACUUAAUUUCCAAAUUGAUUAUUUUCUUUAUAAAAUGUGCAUUGUCAUUUUUCCAUAGUUCCCCAUUGAAUGUUCAGUAAUGUUCAGUAAUGAGUUUAUUAAGACUAUUGGUAUAUUCCAAUAAAUCCUAAACCUCUUGUAUUUCAGUAUUUGCAGAUUAAGGUUCAUUGUAUCCACUGAUAAGAUAAUGGUCCAGUGACCCAUAGCUGUCCACGAUGGAGGGAUUUACAGCUCAGAACAGGCAUAGGCAACCUUCGGCACUCCAAAUGUUUUGGACUACACCUCCCAUGAUGCUUUGCCAGCAUUAUGGGUGUAAAAGCAUUACCCCUGGCUCGGAAUAUUGACAAAUCAGGAGCACUGCUGAAGUGGGUUUAGAUCCACUUAUAGAGCAUUACACAGUCACUGUUUAUUUACAAUUCAGAAAAAAAGGUCAUGCAUCCAGAUCGUAUAUCACAACUUUUCCUUCAGCCUAACAAUUUGAGCUCAGAUUACAGGUAAGCUUUUUAAUGGGCACCUUCUUCUCAUUAGAUUAAUAACAAUUUAUGCUCAUUAGAUUGAGCGUAAGAUUUUAUCUGUACUUUGUGCUAGCAGUUUUGCUAGGAAAUGUAAAGAUUAGGAGAAAAAUCUAUUUAAAAAUAGGUUUUUCUCCCAGCUGUCAGUCAAAGACCUAAAACACGAGGUCCGUUUGCUCUCCACCCACAGCAAUGAAAACUAUGGAAACUCCCUAACCGGCGCUUCUAGGAAACCAAGAGACAUCUCCUUACACAAUCAAUUAACUUAAUUAAAAUGUGUUAUAGCUAUAUAUAAAACAUCAGUGAAAGUCUGUUUUUAUUGCACAGCUUGCACUUUUUAUUUCUCAGUGGCGAGAUGUAGGAUUUCUAUUAAGUUGAGAUUUAGGUGUUAUCAUUCAUCUGGAAAUGGCCCACAUAAUGUUAUUUCACAUUUGAAUGACAUGGAAGAACAGUGGCAACGAAAACAGUAUGCCAACAACACUGAUAAGACUUACCCUGCAUGGGAGAUGCGUCCCAAGCAGGGCAAAUUAAAAAAGACUUGGAGACAAGCGCAGGCGGAUCAGAGGAAGACCAAGAGGAUGGUGUUACACGAAGAGUAACACCCACAAAGCAAUGUUGGAACAGAGGAAAAGUAAUGAAAUCUUUAUAUUAUACAUUGACUACGCCAAGUAUCUUUAUGAUAUAUGUUGUGUUCAAUGUACGUGGGAGCGAUUUUUAGGCAAGUUAAUUUUCCAACAACCGGUUCACUUUAAGUCUAGGUCAUUGUUUCUCAUCCCUUUGUGAUCUGAACUCCAUGGAGUAUUCCUCCCUAUUUGAUUUCAGAUGUCAGAGGUAUUUGUAUUGAACAGUUGUUAUAGUUUUUACUUCUUAAUGUAAAGGUUCAAUUUAAGGAGAUUUAUUAAAUAAAACACAGGUACUAUGCUAAACAAGAACUAAUUGCCAUGGAAACCAAUAGAAUUGGUUGCAACGUUAGCAUGUUGUAUCCAGGAUAGCACCUGAUUUGCUAUAUUAGUCACCACGUUGUGUCUAUUUGGCUCCACUGAUCUGUUCCUAGUGGUAACUAGACAGAAAAAUGAAGGUAGCAGUGGGAAGUACAGCAAACGUAUUUACUAACGUGAGAAUUAUCGGGAAUUCAAAGUGUAUUUCAAAUCUAAGGACAAAAAGGUAUAAUUAGAUAUAUUUUACUAUAUAAUUAAAUAUUAUAAUUAUUACAAAAUAUUCAAGAAAUAUAUGCUUCUAUUUUGGCUAUGUUGCCCUACAAUAUGAAAUUCACUUUGAAUUUCCGAUAGUCAUUUUAGUGAAUCACAUUUGUAAAUAAGGCACAGCUAUAUUUAUAUUAUUAGGAUUCAUACAAAGGAUAGAUAAGAUUCCAGUAAACAGUCAUCUAUUCCUUGUUACGGUGCUACUGAGUCAUGAAGCUUUGGGAAAUGCAGUCCCAUAGACUAUUGAAGUACAGAAAAGCCCCCUGUGACUAUUUCAUUGUAAGAACUAGGCUGUCUCCAUGCUAAUCCAUCACUCUUGCAUUGUUUGCUUUAAUGUAACCUUCUCAGAAAAUUGCUGACUUAGUAGUAGCUGUAGUUGCUGAGCAACUGGAAUGAGGCCAUUGGGUUUGGGUGCAGGGGUGUGGAAUGCCAGUGCUACAUUGAGUUUCUCAUCUUUUCACUUGACAGCAGCCAAUGGUUGGGUUCCUAAUUCUUCCAGAGGAUUGACAGCUGCUGCGUAGGGAGCAGGCACACCCUGCAGAGAGAAUACAAGUUUCAGGGAGUUUUCUUACCGCUGUUUGUGUUUUGCCCGGUGAAACCAAGGGACAUCUCCUUAAACAACCAAUUAACUUAAUUAAAGUGUGCUAUAGCUAUAUAUAAAGCAGCGAAAGUCUAUUUUUAUCCCACAGCUUGCACUUAUUAUAUCUUAAUGAAGAGUUGUAGGCUUUUCUAUUUAAUUGAGAUGUAGGUGUUAUCAUUCAUCUGAAAAUGCUCGACACAAUGUUUCACACAAUUGCAAACAUUUGUGACUUAUUCAUUUUUCAAGGAGAUUGUAGCCAUUUACAGUAAACUGAGAUACUGAUGUUAUCUAUCAUUUACAAAUACUUAUCGAGAUGGGAAUAGAAGGGGAAUUUACUAGCAAACAGGGAGCAAAAUGUAUUGUACUUAUUAAAGCAAUCAUUUUUUAUUCAGAAUAUUUAAAUAAAGAAAGUACAGAUUGAACAUUGUGUAUGGAAUAAUAUAUAAGGGGAAAUGAAAACUUGGCAUGUAAGGGAAAUAAAAAAUAAACAAGACACAUAUGUCUUAGUAGUCAUAUAUUCUAGUGUUCUCAUUUUUUUUUUAUUUGACUGACACAUGUUUGAAAUUGAUAGGUUGCUAAUGUCCCGACAUCUGCAGCAAAUAAACACACAUACAUAAAUUUAUAAUAAAAAUACAUACAAUUGCGAGUAUGUGUCUGUGUUUGUGAACAUGUGUCUACGUUUUAUUGCAUUUGCCAAACAAGCCUUAGAGCUGUCACGUUGUAUAAUGCAAGCAGGGGCAUAACAUGAGUCCCAUAAAAUCUUCUCACAUGACACGUCACAGAUCUGUUUUGAACUUUAGAAAGGGAUUUUUUUUUUUAAAGUCAGGACAAAUAACAACUGAGAGGGUUGUUCACUAAAGUGUGAAUUCAAAGUAACUUUUAGAACAAAAUAGCUGAAUGGAAAAAGUUUUGAAUAUAAAUGAUAUAGUGCCCUACUAGCUAGUUAGGUUACAUUCCUCCAUUCUGUGAAGGAGAAAGGUGUUUUUACUUACCGUAUAUACUCGAGUAUAAGCCGAGUUUUUCAGCACAUUUUUUGUGCUGAAAAACCCCCACUCGGCUUAUACUCGAGUCAGUCUGUAUUAUGGCAAUUUACAUUGCCAUAAUACAGACUGGGGGCUGGCAGAGCUGUUACUUACCUCUCCUGCAGCUCCUGCCAGCUUCCUCUUCCUCCGCGCCGGUCCGUGCAGCACCUCGGUCAGCUCCCAGUGUAAGUCUCGCGAGAGCCGCGGGGUCAUAGUGCGGCUCUCGCGAGACUUACAGUGUAAGCUGACAGAGGAGCUGCACGGGCCGGCGCGGAGGAGGAGAGAGCUGACAGGAGCUGCAUGAGAGGUAAGUAACAGCUCUGCGAGCCCCCCUUCUCCCCCCACUGAACUGCCAAUGGACCACCAGGGAAGGAGAGCCCCCCUCCCUGCCAUGUAUCAAGCAGGGAGGGGGGACAACAAAAUAAAUAAAUAUAUUAAUAAUAAUAAUAAAUACAUUUAUAAUAUAUAAAUAAAAAUAAUAAUAGAAAAAUAAUUUAAAAAAAAUAAUAUAACAAAAAAAAUUAAAAUAAUAAUUUUUUUUAAAUAAAAAUGCCCACCCCCCACCAAGGCUCUGCAACACAAACACACACUGCACUCAUACACACACACUGCAUUCAUAUACACACACUGCAUUUAUACACACACACUGCGCACUCAUACACAAACACUGCACUCAUACACACUGCACUCAUACACAAACACUGCACUCAUACACACUGCACUCAUACACACUGCACUCAUACACAAACGCUGCACUCAUACACACACUGCGCAUUCAUACACACACGCUGCACUCAUACACACACGCUGCACUCAUACACACACUGCGCACUCAUACACACACUGCAUUCAUACACACACACUGCAUUCAUACACACACUGCAUUCAUCAUAUACACACACUGUAAAUAACUAUUCAAUUAAUAUAAUUUUUUUAGGAUCUAAUUUUAUUUAGAAAUGUACUAGUAGCUGCUGCAUUUCCCACCCUAGUCUUAUACUCGAGUCAAUACGUUUUCCCAGUUUUUUGGGGUAAAAUUAGGGGCCUCGGCUUAUAUUCGGGUCGGCUUAUACUCGAGUAUAUACGGUACCUUCUACCCCUUCUUGGCUGAGAUCAUCAAGACUGAUGAUCUCAGCCAAUCCAGUUGCUUUUCCGUAGGAGAGCAAAGGGAGGCUAGUGCACAUUAAAAACAACAUGCUGCACCAAUCUGAUGAUCUGUGAUUGAGCACCCUACAGCAGCCACCUGUGCCACGUUAUAGUAGAUUUAGCCCUGAUUAUGACACAAAAGCCAAAUUCAAUAUUUCGAAACGUUUUGUAUAGAGAUUUCGUCAAUGUAGACCAUUUUAUGUAGAUUGCAUCUGUUUUUGAGAUUAAAGCAAUAUAAAAAUGUAUAAGCAACAAAAAUACUGCUAUAAAAGAAACACUAAAGUUGUCACCGCAAAAGGGUCGUGAACGAGACACACAGCCAUGUCACUCUUUGUGUCCUUUGAUAAUGGAUAUUUUGGUGGAGGUUUCAGCCCAUCUGAAUCCCAGCUGCUGCAAAUCCUUAAAUAGAUAGUUAAGAACUAGUUGGAACUUGUAAAGACAUCCAUAGCGUUUUAAUCGGAUACAUUCAGAAUUUGGUGACGCAGAGCGACGUUCCUAAGCUUGUUCUGUUAUUAUUGGUUCAAAGCAGUAAUAAUUUAAACACUGAAAAAAAAUACACGUUGCGUGUGUAGCGGCAAUCCUUCAUUUUCUAGUUUAUCUAAUACUAAAGAUUAGGAUUAAAAUAGUACAGUUGUAAUUUCAGUAAUUGGCUGCGUGUCUACUUUUGGUUCUGCUCUUAAAGGAAAUAGAAUGCUUUGAGAAAGAAAAAACAAUUCUUCUAUUCACAGGAGUUUCUUUGAUAGAUAUACCGGUAAGUUUGUGUCACUGAGAAAAUUAAACACAAACAGAUGAAAUAGAAGUAUUGUAAAAGGGAAAUUUAAAUUGCACUACCAUGAUACUAUAUAGGAUGAAUAUUAAGAGAGAGUUGGAUUUAAUAGGUAGCAGUUUACCAUACACGAUGAGUAUCAAGAGGGGCUCGGGUUUAAAAUAUACAGUUUAUUAUAUAGUGUGAAUAUUGUGAGCAACUGGUUGUUUACUAUAUAAGGUGAAUAUGGAGAACAGCUGGGAUUUAAAAUAUAUCUGUUUACUAUAUAGGGUAAAUAAUGAAAGGGGCUGGGAUUUAAAAACAUAGCAGUUCUCUACAUGGUAGGUGGAUAUUAAAAGGGGUUAGGUUUUUAAAGAUACCAGUUUUACUCUGUGGGUCACUGAGUAUUGAAGAGAUGGAUAAGAUUUUUAAAAAAUUGUUGAAAAACUGAACUAGCCAACUAAUCCCCUUCCUUUAUAGUAGUGUAUCACCGCUUUGCAUCACAUGUGCUGCCCUCCCAAUCUCUCCGUAUAUAGACUAUAAUUAAUAUAAUAGUAUGUACACCUGGUAUUCUUAUCUUCACUUCAGGAUACUUUGCCGUUUUGUCUUUUAUGGAAUCACAGCAUAUCCUUUUCUCAUUAGACUGUAAGAUUAUAAUCUUGUUUGAGUUGGGCUCUCAUACUUCAUACUUUUUUUUUUGUCUGCAUAACUUUUUCAUGGAUUACUAGUCGUAUGUUUAUCUAUCCAUUAUUCAGUAUUUUGUGAAUCAAAACUGUUGCAAUAUCAUAUACUUUAUGGCAUGAGGCCCAACUCUAGACUCAUAAAUAUAUUUGUACAUGCUACUGCCAACUCAUACCACCAUGAGAGGGUUGGCCGGUUGGGGGAUGAUGCUGUGGUCACUAGCAUCCAGUGGUUAUGGGUUGCAUCCUUAUACCAUUCUUCUAAGGAUUGCAGUGACAAGCAUAGGCUGAUUGCCAAAAAUCUAAAUGUCUCUAUUAAAGCUAUUGUACACAUAUGUAGAUGUUAUAUAUCCUAGCAUAGUUUAUGUACAUUUUAGUUUUAAAUGCAAGUAGAUACCAAACAUAAACUGAAAUCAAGUUGACCGCUUGGUAGUUUUGCAUGACAAGUCUUGUUAUUAUUUGGUAAUUGAUCAGUGCUUCAGGCUAGGAUCUUAGUAUAACUUAUCCUAUAAUGGAAUAGCUCUUGAUACCCUAAUGUACACCCUCCAGCUAUAUUGCUGCUUGCUUGCAGGGAACUAUUCGCAAAGGUCUCCAGCAGAGUGUCUACCUAUAGACUGUCAUCAGCCAGAUAAGAUUACUUGUAAGUAAUAGUUUCCCUGUUGUCUUGUUGUCUGCAUGUGGCAACUAAGAAAUACAAUGACAGUUCAUGCAGUGAAUUUGCUUCAAGGGACAGUUCUUUAAACCACAAUUAUUUGGCAGAUCCAUGGUAAUGAUCACCAUUUACUCUACUAAAUAAUACAGGAUAAAAUAUUAAUUUUCUAUCUUCUUAAACUGGAAUUUAUUUGUUUGAUUUUUUUUUAUUGUAUUUUAGUCUGAUUGUAGGUAUCUCAUGUCCUCUUUAUCCAAAGUAUGAUUGAUUUUCUCUUCGUACAGCUUUAUGUACCCUCUUGAUUGUUUUAUGUACUUGGAUAAUUAUUUUUACUUACCCCUAAAAUGCAUUUUUUGUAUUAACUACAUAACUAAGUAACACUAAAAAAUGUGAGUGCAGGAAAAAUAGCCAGGAUAUUUAACCAAAUAGAGAACUAAUUGUUAACCAUUAAUAGCAUCUUGACAAUUGGGUAAAUCUCUGUAAAAGUUCCUACUAUCAUCAAAGCGAUUUUAUUUUGUCAUGCAAUGCCUUACUUAUUUACAAAACUGGUGCUCUUCUUUAUGGUGAAUGAGCAAGCAGGAGAUUAAACAUGAGCAGGCCAUCAUUAGGACCUAGAAUCUGAGAGUAGAAGCAGGCCUAAUUGACCCUGAAGGGGUUAACAGAGCUUCAGUAGAGUUUUGGCAUUUAGUGAAAUUAAAGAGCAGAUAGGUACACGUGCAGUCUGCAUCUCGUGCCUUGCUUUGGUUCCUCCCGAAGCAUGAUUCAUAUUCCUUCCUUGUUCCUCAAGGUUGAGUGUGAUAUACCUUGAAUGAUGCUCACCCACCCAAUGGCUCUGGGUCGAUUGGCCAACGUAAUUAUGGAAUCUAGGUCUGGCCCUUUGUCAUUAAUAUAUAUUAUUUGUAUAAAAUGAAUAAUUAAUAUCAGGGAAUCAUGCUAUUAUGCCAGCAUGAAAGAAGACUGGCUGGUCCAGAAAUUACUAACUGUAGAACAUGACAUUAUUAUAUUUUUAAACGGCUCAUAUAUUCUGUUAAGGUAGUUUUUAAUUAAUCCGUAGAAUACCAAAGGGGUUAUAAAACUAUUCAAUUGUGGUGCUUUACCCCACCCCCUGCCAAGAAAAGAGAAACUAAUCACUUUGACUUGUAAAGCAGAACUAUUUCAUGGUUUUGCAACUUUCAGUAACUACAACUUCAUUUGAGAGCAACUUUUUGUUUUGUGUUUGCUAAUGAGUUGUCUAAUUUUGCCUGUUUACAAGGCCAGAUUAAUUAAGAGAUGUAGGCAAAAUCUUCAGUUUAGAGUUUAGACUAUCUCAAUUGUGUCCAUUUCAUCUAGUUUGGUCUAAUUGUGCAAAUUGAUUGCCAAGUCAUAGCAACUCUAUGUGUGGUUAGAAGACCUCACGGUCUAAAAUCAAAGCAGUUAAUAGUUGUCUGGCUAACACUGUAAAGUAUAAACACAAUACUUGAAUGGGAUUGGUGUAUUAACCCCUAAAGGAUCAAUGUGAAUGUAUGUAUACCAUCAUAAAAUUAUAUUCCAAAAUGGAAACCACAAUUAAUUAUCACAAGGAGAAGUAGAUUGGCAACAAAACAGGACAUUUAAUGCUGGCAUCGGGUCCUUAGUGUACAGAUUGUAUUGAUGGCAAAGUGUAACAUUUAGUCUUUAAGGGAUUAAUACACAAUGUGCAAGGCCAACUUGUUUUGUUCCCUUGAAAUAUGUUUGGUUUAAUAAUUAAAAAAACACCUGUUUCAAUGCUGAACCACUCAGUUUAGGCACAUUUUGCUUCUUUUAAACAAAUAUUCGUGGCAUUCAUGGAUUUUUAUUGAACUAAUUUUAUACCGUGACAAUGCACAAGGUAUUUUUUAUUUGAUUUUCCAUCUGUUUUCCAACAAGAUCAGUCAAGUAAUUUCUCCUGACAGUCAAAAAAGAACUUUAAGAGCAGUGAACUAGUUACUCAAUAUACCAGGAAGUAAAUAUUAAAACGGGAGAAAAAAAAUCCCUCCCCAGCCUGUUGAAGCACUUGCUGUUCAAAUUAUCUUACAUCUGGUGUGUGCCAAAUACUUUGCACAUAUAUAUUUGUGAUAAAUAAAUCCAUUUUUAAUUUUAGGGUUGGUGCAAGUAUUGGGGAAAAAAAGCUCUUAGGACCUUGCCCCACAUGGUUUGUUUUUAAAAUGAUAAAUCCAAGCCAAGUCACCAAUUUUAUAAAAGAACAUCUGGUCUAAAUAUUAAUAUUUUCUGACUGUCUUAGAUUUGUUUAAGUAAAAGCUUGAAUCCAGUUCUCAAUCUUUUAACGUGACUGAUAGUACAAGAGCAAAGCUUUCCAACCUUUUAUACUGACAUUUGCAUCUUUACAAAAGGAAGGUUUUCAAAAGUACCCUGGAAAAUAAGUAAACCAAAUACCUAAUAUAAUAAUAUUAAAGGGACACUAUAGGCCCAGACAACUUCAGCUCAUUUUAGAGAAACUACAAUGUUUUCAUUGCAGUAUUAAGUCAGCCUAUAAUGGCUGACUACCAGACAGCUGCUAAAGGCGCUUCUGGGAUCUUAAUGGAUUCUAGGUCCUCUAAGUGACACUGGACGUCCUCAUGCUCUGCAUGAGCACAUCCAGCACCAGCGGAAUCCCCAAAGGAUGGUCCCACACUCCGAUCCUCCAGUCCCAGCGAUGUAAAGAAGGUAGGUCUCCUGUAGGUAGAGUGUGCACAGUCCCAUUAUCUGUAGCCAGUAAGGUUCCAGGGGGUUCCCAACGGUAGGCCACCCCUGCGGUUCUCAGCUGGGAUGUGACAGGAGCUAUGGAUUUGCGCCAUGGGAGUGUGGCCCUUGUGAGGUCUUGGAAGAAUGGGAGAGAGAUGCACCUUCUAAGGCCAAUGGUGCUCUGCCUUUCAGGGCCUGCAUGAUUUGAAUUUUGUCCUGAUAGGACAUGCAUCGGAGUAUGACGUCCCUUAUAUAGUGUUGCCAGCAGCCAUCUAGUAUAAUGCGGUAAUUUGUCACUUGAGAUUGUGGCUGGGACACUGCAUAUCUUAAUAUGAUUGCUGCGUUGUUUGUCUUCAAAGGCAGUCAUUCUGAGUGACAGGGCCGACUGAUGUAUUUGGAGCUGUUUUAUAUAAUCUUUAGUAGUAGAGAGAUCCGUGCGGAUGUAAAUGAUGUCCUCCUCGGACGCUCGCACUCUGUCUGUAAUUGCUUGUAGGUUAGUGUUGAUGAGCAUCAGGUCUGCGGCCCAUACCUUUAGUGUGUCUGAAAGGUCAUCUUUAGUUGUGGGUGCUGAGCCGUCAUAAGCCUCUGGUGAUGGAGCCGGGCAGAUCUGAGGAUCGUGUGUGGUCUCAGCCUCCUUGCGUUCCUCCCAAGCGGCCAGAGGUGUAUCCCGUGGGGCAUCCGCAGGAGUCAGCCUGGGCUGUGCAAGCCACUGGAGCAUGGAGCCUAUGUCCCUGCCCUUAAUGGAGCAUUUGGUUUCUGGGAUCGACGUCCCAUGGCUGGCUUACGGUCUUCCCGGGUAGGUGAUGUGUUUAGAGCGCUCGGGAUGCUUUCCUCCGCGAUACCCUGUAGUAGUGCCUCCAAGCCCUGGAUUGGCAGUGCGUGGUAGGCCCCGAUCUUGCACCUCAGCUUGGGCUGCUUGGUGGGCUGAAAGAACGGCAUCGACAGGUGUGUUUUGCCUCCCAGAAGCUGAAUCUCUGCUUUGUGGGGCUUGAUGGGUUUGUGGGGUGCAGAUAUUUGGCAAGUAUAUAGUUAUAUAUAGUAGUACACGUAUAACAAAAGUUGGUCAAAUGUAUUGUUUUUAGUGUAUUAGCCCUUGUGCCUUAUUAUUUCUUAUUUGUGCCCACAAAAUGUCUUACCCUCUACUCUUCUUUCUCCAGGAAGCUGCAUUAUGCCGACAACUUCCUGUGGACUCUGAAAACAUGGCUCCUGUUCAGACCUCAGUGAGCCCACCUGCCAUGCCUCAGGAAAUACGAUCUAUAACAAACAAUGGAUCUGACCCUUUCCUCAACAGGCAAGUUACUUUAAACAGUCUAUGUUAUUUAGAAAACUUGUUAUAAUAUUCUGCAAACCCAAAAGCAAUACUGUUUUAUUUUUUUCCCCUUAAUCUUAUUUAAUUACCUUUAUUUAAUGUUCCGGUGCUGCUUAAUUGUGUUUGGUGUGCAUGUUUUCCGGUGCACAGUUCUUCAUCUCUAAAUACAGUACCAGUUUCAGUGCACAAUUCUGACAUACUAUUCAAAACCACUGUCAUAUAAAACCAGCUAUUUUAUUUUUUGCUUUAUGUAUUUGUCGAUGAUUUGACUAGUUCAGAUAACUACUUCACUGUCGAACAGUGGUUCCCAACCCAGUCCUCAAGUAUCCCCUAACAGUCCAGGAUUUAGGAAUUACCCAGUUGUGUCUAAGGUGUUUUUAGAAAAAAAAAAACAACACUUUAGACACAACAGGGUAAUCCCUAAAUCCUGGACCUGUAUGGGGUACCUGAGGACUGGGUUGGGAAACCCUGCUGUAGAAGAAUUACCAUGUGUGCAAGUUUAAUUUUUGGCUUUUCAUUUUUUUAUUAGUGGGCCAUUUCACUCCAGAGAACAAAGCACAGACAGCGGGCUAGGCCUGGGGUGUUACAGCAUACCAACAACACCUGAAGAUUUCCUAAAUAAUAUGGAAGAAAUGGAAACAGGUAUUUAUUUGAUUAGCAAUGAGAGACGUAUAAUCUAGCAUUAAGAUAUAUUAGUAAGUGAUAAAUACAAGUUAUCUAUUUGCGGUUGUCUGAUUAUUGAUCGUAAACGAAUGUCAAUCACUGGCAUAUAUCACCAUACUAGACCAUACAGUUGUGGAAACCAUUUACGUCUGUAAGUAUAAUUUCUUCCAGUCUUGUUUCCCUGGAGAUGGAGUAAACUCCACCAAACUUAAAGGAGCAUUAUAGCAUUAGGAAUACAAAUCGGUAAUGCUAACACUCUGUUGUACCUAUCCCUGCUAGUAUUAAUGUCCAACCAUUUGGUGCAAAAUGAAGUUAAAAAAAUGAAAGAUUUACUCACCUUUUUCCAGCGCCAAUGCUGAAUCAAUGCUUUCCUGUGGGGCUCCCGCAUCACGUGACAGAGUUUUACACAGUCAGUGCGGCAAAAGCGCCCUAUGUGGCCUUACAUAAUCAUAUGUUCCUUUGUAAAAAAAAAAACUAUUGGGGUGCCGCUGCUCAUGUCAUUAGGUUUUUGUUUUUUUCUGCUCUACUGUCUGAACAUAAUUUAUGAGAUCGGUCUAGUAAAAUUUUAUGUUUUAAUGUAGAAUAUCGUUUUCUUUUUGUGCAGGCGAGAUUUUGGUCCAGCCAACUUUGAAUAUGAACCAACAAACACGUUUUCCAGAUUUUCUCGAUGCCCUGCCAGGAACAAACGUCGACUUGGGAACCCUGGAGUCUGAAGAUUUGAUUCCUAGUCUCAAUGACGUGGAGUGCGUGCUGAACAAAAAUGACACCUACCUAACCUGGCUGUAGUCUGCUCUCGGGAUCCCUUUGUAUUUUUUCCUUUUUUUUUUUUUUUUUUUUUUCAUAACCAAGCUUUACUUCCAUCUGGGAAUUUUCUGAUGAGCCUCAGUAUGGGUUCAUCGUUCACAAAGCUGCCUUUUAGACUUGACUUAUAAUACAGCAAAAUUGUAUUGCUCUUUGUUUGGAUUUUAUGUACUUGUAUUUUACUACUUUACUAAGGGCAAGCUCAAGAGAUGGGCCUUAUCAGCUACUAUUAACAAAAUUGUUUCACAUUUAUACAACGUGAGGCACCGAUGCUGGUGAUAUUUUUGCAUCCUGUUGUGCAGAUGGGUUUGGUUUUGAAAUAGAGCUUAGACUAUGAGUUACAAGCACAGAUAUACAAUGCACCUGUGCAAUAUAUGUACACUAUAUUUAUAACUACAGAUCCUAAUGCAUUUUAACCUGUUUUAAUAUAAGCUUUACAAAUCAUUGUAAUAUUAGAAAGUUUGUGCUGGGAAUAGGUUGACAAGUAGUUUUAAAGCCAAGCUACCUAGAUUUUCUUUUCUUUUUUUUUUUUUUUUGCAGAAGCACAAACACUACGUUUAUAGUUGUCUUUCAGUAUAUUACUGUAUUGCUUUUAGAAAUACUUCCAAUUUGAAAGUAGCAUUGAGUUCACUACUAGUUAUACACUACAAUAUUAUAACAAUGACCAGAUUGGUACCAACAACAUUUUUUUUUGUUUUUUUGUAAACAAUGUGAUUACACUUUUUUAUUUACUGUUUUAUUUUUUCUACGCAUAUUAGAUUUUAUUGUUUAUUUUACUAAGCACUAUAAUUUUUUUGUAACUAAUUGUAACUGACAACAUUUUUGAUACACAAAAGCAACUGCAUCUGUAAAACUAUCAAAGGGAGUAUUUUGGAGAAAAAAAACAAAAACAAUAUUUUCAAGGAUAGGUUUACUGAAAGCACGAAAACAUGCCGUAUGUUUAAAAAAAAAAAAAGUGUUUUAAAAAUGUAAUCCAUAUAUAUAUAGUAUCGGGAUCCUCUUUGCAGUUUAUCCCCAGGGAGUUACUUAUAUUCUAUUCAAACGUAAAAAGAACCUCUUUUUAUCCUGCUUUUCAACUGUAAGAUAUGAAUCUGUUUCUACAGUUGAAGCGAAGUAGAUACAUAUAUAUCACAUAUUAAUAUUUUUUUUAUUACCUUUAAAGAAUUCUGUUUUGGGUGAUGCGGGACUGACUAAGCAUUUAAAGCUCCAAUGAAACAAUCAAAGAUGCAAAUGACGUCCCAAAAUACUUAAGUGUUUUUAAUCCAUAUAUUUAUAUUGUUUAAUUUUCUGAGUAAAAUUCAUUUGUUUUGUGAAAGGCAUUAUUGAUCAAAUUCUCUUGAUGUAACCCUAUGUAAUCCACAAGAGAUAUAUUUUGCACUUAGGGUAGGUAUAUAGCAGGGGGAAAAUGACCUGUAGCUCGCUAGCUGUUGACAAACUUUUAACUCAAAGGAUUAUUGAAACUAAUGUUCACCAACAGCUGUAGAGCUGCUAGUUGAAAGACCCCCCAACCCCCUUGCCCAUACUUAGUUUGGGAUUCCCUGUGGGGUCUUACAUUGCACCUGUUUAUUUGGUAGCUCAGAGCUCCUUCUGUUUUACUUUGGACAAAUGAAGAAUGGUUGAAAUGAUAAAUAUGCAUAGGGAGGAAACUGGUUGAUCUUGGUAGGGGUUCACUGAUAUGGGUACGGAACAAUUGGAACAUACGUAGCUGCCAUCACCAAAUGGUGGUGGGACACUAGAAUAGGUCGAUAGCCAAUCUGUAGUUUUUCAGCUGUUGUGGAGAAACUAUUCCAACCAUGCUUGGGAACAUACAUAUCAUGGGAGGUGUUGGCCAAGGGCUUGAAAAGCAAUAUGCUAGACUGGACUAACUAUCUGUAUCAUAAUGUACACUGCUUACUCAUAGCUAUCUUCAGGGAAUGAGUGUUACAUUCAAAGGCAACCUAAGUAAGCAGUCCAUUAGGCAAACAGUGAUGCAUUUUAAUCACAGCAGCAUUUGGUGUAGGAAGUAUAUUGAAUACAUGGAACAUUCUGUCUAACUAUACAAUGGAACCCAGGGUAUCAUGUCUGCUACUUAUAUCAGUCUAUAGAAAUGUUAGAGUAGUGAUAGGCAACUUGUAGACAUCACCAGAUGUUGAAUUAUGGGAUUUGAAGUUCUAGAACAUUUGGCGGAUGCCUUUCAGUCACUGCUGAUUAGAAGGUAGAGAGCAUAGUGUAAUAUAUAUGGUGAUUACAGAAUUGGGUAUUAAGCAUGGAUUUGCCAAGUAUAGACAGUGUUAAGGAGAAAACUAAUCAGUCUUGUAAAGUGGAAUGCAGCCAUAGAGUAACAGAGAUGGAGUAUUUGAACUGAUUAGUCAAUUCCUGGCAUUUUACUUUGUAGUUUGACAUGGCGCUACAUGAAACUACAUUUUCUUUUUUAGGUUUUUCUAUGAUAUUUUCGAACAAUUUAAAACUUUUUUUUACAGUGUUUUUCUUUUUAUGUCCAACCUUCAUGAACACCAGGAAUUACGUGUUUAAAAGGUGUGCUGCGUGAAUUUCAAAGUGUGCUGCAAAUGGAAGUUAUAUAUUCUUUACCAUAGGUCUACAUGCAAAGGAACAUUUAUAGGUCUGCAAUAUGAGCAGUGUUAAAAAAAAAGUUAAGAGUAAAUUUACACUGAGUUUGGCACAAGCUUAAAUGCAGCCUGUCGGGUUUCUUUUAAUCGGCCUAUGUGAGAAAGAGAGACAGUCCUGCCUUGACAACCAAUCAACAGAACUAUAAACAUGUCAUGCAGCAACCAAAGAGAAGCCCCACUGCCCUAAACAAAUAUACACGAGGGAACUAUUGUCAUAACAACAAUAUCUUCAGUUUGUAACUCCACUUCUCUCAGUGCAAGGUCAGGGAGACUCCGUAAAUGGGAUGUGGGCUUAGGCAAAAGGUGGAACCGCAUGUGUUAAACUACAACUCACAUUAUAUUCAAGCAGUUUAAAGGAACACAGUCAUGAAUAAGAAAUAUAGGUGAAUCUUUUAAGUGAUGUACAACAUGAUGGUAGUGUUGUUCAAUUGUUUUUAAUGUUCUUUUUAUAUAUAUAUAUAUGAACCCGUCCUCAAACAAUGUAUUUGAUAGCUACUUUAGUUAAAGGGACACACAGUGUCCCUUUAAGUGGUCUGAGUGCGAUGUCCCUGCAGUGUAAAACUUUGCAGUUCUGCAGAACAGGAAUGUUUACAUUGCAGGGUUUAAACGCCUCUAGUGGCGUUCUUCUAUUUCAAUCUGUCUGGCUCAGUGCGGCACCAGCCUCCGCUUUGGAUUGGCUGAGAUUAUCUAUUGUGAUGCUGUUAUUAAAGGAAUUGGAGGAAAUUCUUUUAUUCUUCAUUAAGAAGGUUAAUAGAUUUUAAGGGUUUCAUAAUAAUAGCUUUCUACCUUAGAGGAAAGUCUAUUAGCUUACAUUACAAAGUUGUGUACAACAAAACCGUAAGAUAUAUAUAUUUUUAGCUCAUGCAAAGGGGUAAAUACAAGUAAUAUAGAUAAAUGAAAUAAACUGUAUUGUUUGAAUUUUCGAAUGUGCAGCUACAUUAAGCAAUAUCACUACAUAACAUGAUGUGUGUAAACAUGCAUCUGUUUAAAACACAUUUUAUAAUUAUCAUUUAGUUCAUCAACCGCUGGAAAUCUAUACCUUAAAUCACUGUCAUGCUUGCGAGUGUACAUACAUUUUUACAAACACCCACAGAUAAACUUGUAGCAUAUUUAUUUCAGUAAGAUUACAUAUGCACCAAUUCCCCCUAUUGCACUUCUUGAAAUAUUCAGUCUCCUGACUUCAAUCCUAGCAUCCUAUGACAUGAUUCGCAAACCUGCCACUUUCCAGGCAUUUUAACGGCAAUGUUCUAGGUCUAGUUGCUGUACAACAUUUACAUAUGAAUCCUGUGUAAUAGAUUUUUCUAGUUUGGUUUUUUUUUCACCGACUUUCAAAGAAAAUGUUUAUGUGCAUGAUCUUUAGGGAGUGUUAUUUUACUGUAGGUUCUAGAGAUGUGAAGAGUUAAUUAUGGGUUUAUUACAUAUAUAUGGGAUAUUUGUAAGGAAUGACGCAGGCAAGUGGUAGUGUAAAUUAUCAUCUACACCAGCAUUGCAUGUUAAACUUUUCUUUGUUUACCAGGGUUGGGAUUAUUUGCCUCAGAGUUGUGAGAGUAGUAGUCCAAUCGCAGCUGGUUUAUAUUUCACAUGUUGCAUUGAGGGCAUAAGUACAGGGGGAGCCUUGAAAGUGACGGAGGCAUUAACGUGUUUUACUUAGGAUAUAUAAAUAGCCAAGCAUUCAGAUAGCCUGGAGUACAUUCUUUUCAGGUUUGGUGUGUUAAAUAAAAAAGGUUUAAUAGUUUUUCCACUAAGCAAUGAAUCGUGGGGAUUCGACAAACACAUUUUAAAAUAUGUAGGCCAAAUCAAUUGAGCUGGAAUUAUUUAAAAAAAAUGCUCAUCUGGGGAUGAUUACGGAAAUGGUAUAUUAAAGAGGCAUAUCAAAUAUUUUUGUAACGUGGUCAAAUUCUCUCUUCAGCUGAGUAGAACAAUUAGGUAUUUCUAAAGAUGAUCUUGUCUGUGCUUUUAGGACCUGUUUGAAGACACUUGAGAUCCAACAGAGUUGGAAGCUUUAGUACAAAAAUAUUUCGUUCUGGUAGCCCAGAUUUUUGAACUGCAUUUUCCUGAAGCUCAACCAGCCAUGGGGUUCUGGCAGAUCCACAAUGCUUUUCGCUCAGACUGUAGUUUAUAGCUACUGGUGAUUUAUGUAUUGCCCAACAUUUUACAAGGAAAAUAGUUCAACAGCAUUGAACUGCCACAAACUCACAGAAACAACCUGAUUGUACCUGAUCCAAAUUAAUCCAUUCUCCAUGAUUAAGGAUGCCUCCACACUCAUUGCCAGUGGGUUGUCAGCGAUGCAGUUCUACAAUGAUACUGGGUACAAGUUAACUGCAAGCAUGUUUUUUUAAUGACACAUUAUUGUCCAAUAAUAAUGGAUAAAUUAUUGUUCUGCAUACACUUUAAUAAAUCAUCUUCUGUGAUCUAUCCGAAUACACUGAUAUGUAAUGGAAAUUUUGGAACUGAUAAACACUAAAUGGGGCAUAUUGCUAAAAUGGGUUUAGUAAACAAGUGCAAGUUUUAAGUAGCAGUAUUGUGCAGCCCUAUGGUGAUUGACACUAGGACUGUGCAGCCAUCUUUAAUUUAUCUUUCUGUUAUAACUACAUGAAAUUUUAGACUAUGCUCCAUUAUUUUAUAACUCAUUUGUAGAUAUUAGUUUUAUGUUGAAAUGUUAUGCAUAUGGACGUAUGCAUCUUAAAAAGAUGAUCAAAUGUUUGAGGGAAGUGUGAAGUGGAAUGAAGAUCAAAUACUCAUUGUAUUUCCAUGUAUCAUUUUAUUGAACUUGAUUGCUGGCUCUGUUCUUUUUGGUUUGAGCAACUAUGCAAUAAAACUUCCAGAAAGUAUUCACAUACUGUUAA
This is a messenger RNA of Pelobates cultripes (western spadefoot toad), 75815 nucleotides long. NCBI's taxonomy places the organism in Eukaryota, Metazoa, Chordata, Amphibia, Anura, Pelobatidae. The record is from the annotation of a GenBank genome assembly.